Anopheles gambiae (African malaria mosquito) is the source of this 52232-nucleotide messenger RNA. RefSeq lists its product as uncharacterized. The transcript has 85 exons. The record is from RefSeq and is a predicted model, not a curated record. The coding region runs from base 803 to 50344 and encodes 16513 amino acids. Lineage: Eukaryota; Metazoa; Arthropoda; Insecta; Diptera; Culicidae. Gene Ontology annotation, cellular component: extracellular region. Gene Ontology annotation, molecular function: calcium ion binding; peptidase inhibitor activity.
AGCACGAGAAAACCACGAGAUCAGUCUUGCUUGAGACUUGGAGUGAACUGGAAGUGUUUCCCUCUAGUUUGUAGUGGAGUGGCCGUAAAGUAAAAAAAGGAAGAAAAAAAGCAAAGCGCUGCAGAGCCUUGGGCAGAGCAAGAGCACCAAGUUGGCCAGAGUUGGAAGCUCCCUUGGACAGGGUGUGGAAAACAGUGAGCAACAUUUGGCUGUAAGCAAACCGACACAAAGUGCAAAGGUGUGCGCGGGAUUUGAUGCUGUACGAAAGUAUAUGAUCAAGCUGUGAAUCGUGUUGAAAGUGUAAUAAGAGUGAUUUUUUGAAAGCCUAUUCGCGGUGAAAAUAAAAUUGGUGCGAGAUUUCUUAGAAUCUGCCAAAACAGUGUAUUUUCUUCACCGUGUUGCGGUGUUGGAUAAAGCGAAAGGAAAAGAUUUUUGUCUGUGCUCGUUACAAUCCAGUGCAGCAAAGGUGCACGAUUCUGAAUAAAACAGCAAGUGAAGCUUAGUGUCAAAGUGGUGCGCGCGAUACAGCGCUGUAACGCAGGUUGAUAGUAAAGCGUUAGCGCUUGGGUUAAAACAGCUCGAAAGCGCUGCGGUGCCGUAUUGGAAAGUUUGAACAUAUCGCUGCCGAUCGCGAUCGGAUUGCUUUUGCGGAUACUGUGCCGUUUUACUGUGGAUACAAUAUCGCUGCUGACUGUUGAGCAACCGCAGUAAAUCGUUUCGUGACCAGAGGAGCAACGAAUCAAACCGAAUCUUCUCCUUUCCGGUUGCCUUCGUUGACGGCAACAAGCAGCCAUGGUGAAAAAUGAUGCAAACGCUUAGGAAACAUUCAUCAAUAUUGGCAAAAAUGAAAAUAUUUUUGCCACUAGUGGUGUGGAUAAUUCUUCUGUUUCGAACGACAAACGCACAACUCUCAGCGUCGCGUAAGCACGUGGGAAUCUUUGGUCUGAAACACGAAGUGUUUUUUCUCAACCUUGAAGAUGGCUACUUCGGUUGCCAGGUCAACGAAUCGACAGACUAUCUGCAGCUGUACGAGCUGUCCAAACUUUGUGAUGGUACAUCGGAUUGCUACAUGGGCUCCGAUGAACUUAGAAAUAAGUUAAAGUGUACAAAUGAUUGUGAUAAAGAUGGCACCGCUUGCUCGAAUGGAGUGUGCUUAGACGGCCAAUGCCACUGCAAUGAUGGUUUUGGUGGUUGUAACUGCCAAGUUCCGGAUGAAAACGAAUGUAAAUAUCGACCCUGUGACGUUUUCGCCCAUUGUACAAACACCCUCGGCAGCUUCACCUGUACGUGCUUUCCUGGCUAUCAAGGCGACGGUCUUCAUUGUGAAGAUAUCGACGAGUGUCAGGAUCCAAACAUCGCACAGCGGUGUGUUGAGAAUGCCGAAUGUUGCAACCUACCAGCUCACUUUGUGUGCAAAUGCAAACCCGGCUUCGAAGGCGACGGUGAAGAGCGAUGUGCAGAUAUCAACGAAUGCUUGGAUCCGCAAGCGUGUGGCCUGAACGCGGAAUGCGUCAACCUGCCCGGCAACUACACCUGCCAGUGCAGGGAGGGCUACUACGGCGAUCCGUACAACGGGUGCGUCGAUGUGGAUGAGUGCGUUCAGCCCGGCGUUUGCGGACCAGGUGCCAUAUGUACGAACCUUGAGGGUGGUUAUCGCUGCGACUGCCCGCAAGGAUUCGAUGGAGAUGCACGCUCGGCUCAGGGAUGUUUGGAUUACGAUGAGUGCGCACGUUCACCGUGCGGCCGGAAUGCGCUUUGCCGCAACGAGGUGGGCAGUUUCCGGUGCGAAUGUCAACAGGGCUUUUCAGGCGAUCCGAUGACGGACUGUCAAGACGUGGACGAGUGUUCCGGUAAUCCGUGCGCGGAGGGUGCGAUUUGCAUUAACACGCCCGGCGGCUACCGGUGCAAAUGUCCGCCCGGAUUGGUGGCCUCGGACGACGGUCAGUGCACGGACGUCAACGAAUGUGCGAAGGCGCAUGCUUGCGGUGAAAAUGCCAAGUGCAUCAACUUUCCCGGAUCCUUCAAAUGCUUGUGUCCGCAGGGAUACGAGGGACGCGGUGAAUUGUUCUGCAAAAAUGUAAACGAAUGCCUUGAUAAUCCAUGCGGGGAAAAUGCGCUAUGCACGGACACGGUGGGAAGCUUUAUCUGCUCAUGCAAACCAGAAUACACCGGCGACCCGUUCCGGGGCUGCGUCGAUAUAGACGAGUGCAGCGCGUACGAGAAGCCGUGCGGCGAGCACGCGAUCUGCGAGAACGCGUCGCCCGGGUACAACUGUCUCUGCCCGCAAGGGUACGUGGGUCGGCCGAACGCGAAAGUGGCCUGCGAACAGGCGGACGUGAACGUGCUGUGCACGACCGCCUUCGACUGCACCAACAAUGCGGAGUGCAUCGAGGGUCAGUGCUUCUGUCAGGACGGGUUCGAGCCGCAGGGCUCGGUGUGUGUCGACGUGGACGAGUGUCGAAGUGGCGCGGGGGGCUUGCGCAAGGAGCCCGCCUGCGGACCGUCGGCGGUGUGCGUGAACACGCCCGGCUCGUACCGGUGCGAGUGUGAGGCGGGCUUCAUCGGAACGCCGCCCCGAGUGCCGUGCAAACCGCCCUGUGCGGACGUGAAGUGUGGUAAGAACGCGUACUGCAAGGCGGAGGGCCAGGAAGCGUUCUGCAUCUGCGAGGAGGGGUGGACGUUCAACCCGGCCGACAUUGGGGCCGGCUGCGUCGACAUUGACGAGUGUGAUCCGGCCCAGGGCCCGAACGGGCGGUGCGGCUUGAACGCAGUCUGCACGAACCACCCGGGCAGCUACAGCUGUACCUGCCCGCCCGGGUAUACGGGCGAUGCGACACGCCAGUGCCAGGAUGUGGACGAGUGUGCCCGCCCCGGUGCGUGCGGCACGAACGCGCUCUGCAAGAACCUCGACGGAUCGCAUCAGUGCAGCUGUCCGGCGGGCUCGAUUGCCGAUCCGGAUCCGAGUGUGCGGUGUAUCAGUGUGGUUGCCUGUGCGAAGGACGCGGACUGUCCGGGCAAUGCGGUGUGCGAUCAGCAGAAGCGCUGUCUGUGUCCGGAGCCGAACGUCGGCAAUGACUGUCGCCAUCCGUGCGAGAAGGUGACCUGUGGGCCGAACGCGCACUGUAUGCUGGUGCCGGGCGGAGGCGCACAAUGUCUGUGCAGUGAGGGUUUCACCGGCCAACCGGGUCAGUGCGUGGACAUCAACGAGUGUGGAGCCAACCCGUGUCCGAGUGGAGCGGUGUGUACGAAUCUCCCCGGCGGUUACACCUGUCAGUGUCCGGGCGGAAGCUCCGGCGAUCCCUACUCGGGCGGCUGCUCCAAGUCCGCCCUGAACGCGUGUGGCGAGAGCAACCCCUGCCCGGCGGGGGAGAAGUGUGUGCAGGACGCGUACAGCGGCAAUAGUGUGUGCAUCUGCGGGCAGGGCUACAAGCGCGACUCGAAGGGGCGCUGUCGCGAUGUGGACGAGUGUGCGGACGACAGCGGCAAGACGGCGUGCGGUAUGAACGCGUUCUGCAAAAACCUGCCCGGCAGCUACGAGUGCCGGUGUCCGGCCGGGUUCAAUGGCAAUCCGUACCAGUCGUGCGACGAGUGCCACAGUGCGGAGUGUCGCUGUGCAGCGCCGUACAAGCUGAUGGAGGGCAACUGCGUGCUGGACAGCUGCUCGCCGGACGGCAAGUGUCCGGGCGGCGCGGAAUGCAUCACGAUUACGGGCGGCGUUAGCUACUGCGCCUGCCCGAAAGGGUUCCGCACGCUUGCGAACGGCCACUGCGAGGACAUUGACGAGUGUGGCGAGGGGCAGCAGGUGUGCGGGUACGACGCGAUCUGUCUGAACACGAUCGGUGGCUUCGAGUGCAAGUGCCCGCUCGGCUACUCGGGCGAUCCGUACCAUGGGCUGUGCACGCUGGCGCAAAAGCGGUGCGCCGCGGACCGGGAGUGCGGUGCGAACGAGCGAUGCGUCCAGCCGGGUGAGUGUGUCUGCCCGCCGCCGUACUACAUGGACGCGUACGAUGGCAACCGGUGCAAGAGCCCGUGCGAGCGGUUCCCGUGCGGCAUGAAUGCGCGCUGCACGCCGUCCGAUCCGCCCCAGUGCAUGUGCGAGGUCGGGUUCAAGGGCGACCCGCUGACCGGCUGUAUCGACGAGGACGAGUGUGCCAACAGUCCGUGCGCGUACGGUGCGCAGUGCGUGAACCAGCGGGGCGGCUACAAGUGCGUCUGCCCGGCCGGGAUGGUGGGUGACGCGUACAAGGGCGGCUGCAUACUGGAGCAGGGCGCGGUCAAGAGCCAGUGCCGGCGGAACGAGGACUGCGCGGAUACGCUAGCCUGCGAGCGGGGCACUUGCGUGAGUCCGUGCGCGAGCCUGCUGUGCGGACCGAACGCGUUCUGCGAGCCGGAGAAGCAUGCGGCCUGGUGCCGGUGUCGGGCCGGUUUCGUCGAGGGCCCGGGUGGAGACUGUGUAUCACAAUGCGAAGGGUACAUGUGUGGCCAGGGAGCGAUGUGCAUUGUAUCCAACACCGGACCGACCUGCAAAUGUCCGCCGGGAGAGAUGGGAAACCCGUUCCCGGGCGGUGCCUGCACCACGGACCAAUGCUCCACCAGCAGACCGUGUGCCGAUCCGCAGGUUUGCAUUAACGGACGCUGCAAGCACAAGUGCGACGGGGUAAUCUGUGGCAUCGGAGCCACCUGCGACGCUGCCAGCGGGAAAUGCAUUUGCGAGCCGUACUUCGUCGGCAAUCCGGAGCUGAUUUGCAUGCCACCUGUCUCAUCGCCUGCCUGUGAACCUUCGUGUGGCCAGAACGCACACUGCGAGUAUGGCGUCGUGCAGAACGUGUGUGUGUGCAACCCCGGCACGACCGGCAAUCCGUACGGGCUGUGCGAGCCGCAGCAGCGCAACAUGUGCAGCCGGAUGCGGUGCGGAGCGAACGCCGAGUGCCGCGAGUCGCUCGCCUCGGCGGAGUGCGUUUGUCCGGGCGGGUUCAGCGGCAACCCGUACGUGGCAUGCCGCGACGUGGACGAAUGUUCGGCGGUCGGUGUGUGCGGCGAGGGCGCGAUAUGCAUCAACUCGGAGGGCAGCUUUGACUGCCGUUGCCGGCCCGGGUACGGCGGCAAUCCGUUCGUGAUGUGUUCUGCGAUAGAGAAAACGGUUUGCACCAAUCCACGCCAGUGUCAGUGCGGCGCGAACAUGCAGUGUCCGCCCGGGUACGGUUGCGUGCGUGGCGUGUGCAACAAUCUGUGCGCUAACACGACCUGCGGUCCACGGGCGGCCUGCGACGCGGGACGAUGCGUCUGUCCGCCCGGGUACACGGGCAAUGCGGCCGACCGCAAGAGCGGCUGCGUGCCGGACGGCCAGUGCGACAGUGAUGCGGACUGCGAAGCGUCCAAGAUUUGCUUCCAAACGAGCAAAGGCGUGCGACGGUGUGUGGAUGCGUGCAGCAAGGUGCAGUGCGGCCCGAACGCGCUCUGCGUGUCGAACGAUCAUCGCAGCACGUGCAUCUGCGCACCGAGCUAUGUUGGCAAUCCGGGCGACCUGACGGUGGGCUGCCAGCAGGAGGCGAAGCUGGUGGCGGAGUGUAAAACCGACGGCGACUGCAAGCCGGGCCACGUGUGCACGGCUGUGACGGAGACCGGACACCAGGCGUGCGUCAAUCCGUGCAGUGCGGUAGAGUGUGGCGUGCACGAGGUGUGCACGGUCAAUGAGGUCAAUCAACCGGUCUGCCACUGUCAGAGCGGGUACCGCUGGAAUCCCGUUACCUCGGGGUGUGUGAAGCCCUCGAUCCCGGAUUGUACGGCGGACGCGGACUGCCAUCAGGUUGCAGCCUGCCGGCCGGAUGCCGUGGGCGUGCUGAAGUGCAUUGCCGUGUGUACGGAGUUCACCUGCCCGCCGAACUCGGUGUGCGUUUCGUCCAAUCAUCGCGGCAGCUGCCAGUGUCUGCCAGGCUACACGGGCAACCCGAACGACCGCAAUGGCUGCCGUCCCGAGCAGCAGAAUACCUGCCUCACCAGUGCGGAGUGCGCCGAGUCGGACGCGUGCGUUGCGCACGACGGUGCGGCCCUGUCCUGCCGACCGGCCUGUGAGAGUGUGCAGUGUGGCCCGUACGCACUGUGCGUCACCAACAAUCAUGCCGCGCAGUGCCAGUGUCCGCCGGGCUCGUACGCUGGCGAUCCGUACGACCUAGCGAAGGGAUGCCAGUCGGUGCCGUGCGUCUACAACCGGGACUGCCCCUCGAACCAGCUUUGCAAUCGCAUGACGCACAGCUGCGUGGACGUGUGUCAGGAGGAUACGUGUGGCGAGAAUGCGGUGUGCAUCGCGGAAAACCACCGCUCCGUGUGCCAGUGUCCGCCGGGCUAUCGGGCGAACCCGAUUGCCGAGGUCGAAUGUGCGCAGGUGCGAUCGUGCGAUCCGAACCCGUGCCAUCCGUCCGCUUCCUGCGAGCCGGGCCCGGAUGGGUACGUGUGCAAGUGUCCGGUAGGACAGAUCGGAAACCCUUUGACGGGAUGCCGACAGGAAGGGGCCUGUCCCGGGGGAGAUCGCGACUGUCCGGACGGUGCGGCCUGCGUGAACGGGAAGUGUACCGAUCCGUGUCUGGGUGCGUGCGGCAUCAACUCGCAGUGCACGGUCGUCAAUCGGGAGCCGGUGUGUAGCUGCAAGGCGAAGUACGUCCCCGGCGCGACGGGAUCGGCACGAGACGGUUGUGUCCGAUCGAGCAGUGGCUGUAUGAGCGAUCUCGACUGCAACGGAGACGUGUGUCACGGUGGCCAGUGUGCAGUUGCGUGCCGCAACACCAACGACUGCUCGCCGGGCGAGCGCUGUCUUAGCAACGUUUGUGCCCUGCCCUGUUCCGAUCACAGCCAGUGCGGCCAGGGGCAGGCGUGCGCCGGUGGCAUCUGUACGAUCGGGUGCCGCAGCAGCCGCGACUGCAGCGGAACGACGGCCUGCAUUGACUUCAAGUGUACCGACCCGUGCACGGCGGACAGGAAUGCGUGCGGACCGAACGCGCUCUGCUCGGCGGUAGAUCACGUGCCCCAGUGCACCUGCCCGGCAGGGUUCGAGGGCAAUCCAUCGCCCGACCAGGGCUGCGUGCGGAUGCCGACGAGCUGCGAAACUUCGGCACAGUGUGCCGCGGGCCACAUGUGCAUCGGCAAUCUGUGCAGUUUGCCCUGUUCCGAGACGUCGCCAUCCUGUGCGAUUGGAGAGCGGUGCGCUAACAGCGUUUGUGCGAAGGUUUGCUACACCAACAACAACUGUCUGCCCGGCGAGGUAUGCAGCGAGGCGGGUGUGUGCGUGCCAGGAUGCGGAACCGACGCCGACUGCCCAUCGCAGCGCGUUUGCCAGGCGGGCAAGUGCAAGUGCAUGAAGGGCUUCAUCGGGACGCCGUUCGGAUGCACCGAUAUUGAUGAGUGUUCCGAGCGGCCGUGCCAUGCGAGCGCGGUAUGUGAGAACAUUCCCGGCUCCUAUCGCUGCCAGUGUCCCGAGGGAGCGGUUGGGGACGCUUACGCCAGUCCGGGCUGCCGCAAGCCGAGCCAGUGUCGCCGGGAUGUCGACUGUGCGGACGAGCUGGCCUGCAUCGGAGGCAAAUGCCGCAGCCCGUGCAGCACGAAGCAGUGCAGCCGGAAUGCGGAGUGCCAGGUGGUGGGCCACCGGGCGGAAUGCUUCUGUCCGGCGGGAUACCUUGGCGAUGCGACGGACGGGGAGAUCGGCGGCAUCGGCUGCUUCAAGGUGGAGUGCGUGCACAACGAGGACUGCGGAGUGGAGCGGGCCUGCAGCGAGGAGUCGAACCGCUGCGUCAACCCCUGCGAGCAGCUCAACUGUGGCCGGGGAACGUGCCAGAUCCAGAACCAUGAGGCGGUGUGCGUUUGCUACCAGGGCUACACGUUCGCCAACGGCAAGUGUGAAGACAUCGACGAGUGCGCGCGCGAAUCCCCUGGCCCAUGCCACGAAACGGCACUGUGCGAGAAUUUGCCGGGCAAUUAUCUGUGCUCCUGUCCGACCGGACUGGUGGGCGACCCGGUGACUGCCGGCUGCAAGCGGGCCGAUGAAUGUCUGUCGAGCGAAGACUGCCCGAGCGGUGCAGUGUGUGUGGACGCCCAUUGCCAAAACCCGUGUGCCGAGGCGAAUGUGUGCGGCGAGAACGCACUGUGCACGGUGGUCGGCGAGCGGGCCCAGUGUGAGUGUCCCCCAGCGACCCGGGGCAAUCCCAAGGUAGCCUGCAAGCGGCUCGAGUGUACCACGGCGGACGAGUGUACGGCGGAUCGAACGUGCAUUGGCAAUCGCUGCAUCGAUCCGUGCUCGCUCAAGAGUGCGUGCGGCAGCAGUGCGAACUGCGUGUCGAAAAACCAUCUGGCCGUGUGCUCCUGUCAGCCGGGCACGACUGGCAAUCCGCUGCUGGGAUGUGUGCCGCUGCAGUACUGCAACGACGACCCGCAGUGCCCGACCGGCACGAAGUGUAGCGCUGGGGUGUGCUGCUCGCUGUGCGGCACCAACCGCGACUGUCUGGACGAUCAGCUGUGCAUACAGGGCGUGUGCCAGCCGACCUGUCGCUCCAACACCACCUGUCCUGACUUCCAGUACUGCCACAACGGCAUCUGCACGAAGGAGUUCAAAUGCCGGGCGGACGACGAUUGCGGCGCGGACGAGAUGUGCAUUACGGACGCGAACGGACGGUCGGAGUGUCGCAAUGCGUGCAACAGUGGGCGCGUCCUGUGCGGCCGCAAUGCCGACUGCAGCGCACGCAACCAUGUGGCGGAGUGCGAGUGCAAGCAGGGCUUCUACCGGGAUGCGGGCGGCAUCUGCCGCAAGGUGGAGUGCGAGCGCGAUGACGACUGCUCCUCGGACAAGGUGUGCGAGAACCACGCAUGCAAGAUCGCCUGCCUGACGGGUGAGGCGCCCUGCGGCGCCAAUGCGCUCUGUUCGGCCGAAAACCACCGCCAGGUGUGCUACUGUCAGCCGGGCUUCACCGGCGACCCGAAGCGGGGCUGCUCGCUGAUCGACUUCUGCAAGGAGCGACCGUGCGCACCGAACGCCAAGUGUCGCAACAGCCGAGGCUCGUACCGGUGCUCGUGCCCGGCCGGGCUGGUGGGGGAUCCGUACCAGGGCGGCUGCAAGCGUGCGGCCGAAUGCGAGCGGAACAGUGACUGCCCGGAGGUGGCCGAGUGUGUGCAAGAGAACGGUGAAUCGAAGUGUCGCGAUGUUUGUGCCGGUGUUCAGUGUGGCCCGAACGCGGAGUGUGCCGCCCGGAAGCAUAAUGCGGAGUGCAAGUGCCGGCCGCGGUUCGAGGGCGAUCCGAAGGAUCUGACCAAUGGCUGCAAGCCGAAACCGAUGUCUUGCAAGCGCAAUAAUGACUGUCCGGAGAACUCAUACUGUCACGGGCAGAUCUGCAAACCGGCCUGCUCUGAAACGGACGAAUGUAACCAGGACGAGGUUUGCUCGAACGGGCAGUGCGUUAACCCGUGCCACGAGGUGAACGCCUGCGGUAUGAAUGCCGAGUGUUUGAUGGGAGCGCAUGCAAAGCAGUGCUCGUGUCCGGCAGGCUUCACCGGCGACGCAGCCGUCGAGUGUGUGCGAGUUCCGAUAUCGUGCGCGUCCAAUACGGACUGUACGGAUGGCAGCAUCUGCAAGGAGUCGAUGUGUUUGCCACGAUGCAGAAACGAUCAGGAGUGUGCACUGAACGAGAAAUGUCUGCAGGGUAGCUGUAUGCUGACGUGUCGUUUGGAUAACGAUUGCUUCCUGGGACACAUAUGUCUGGCGGGGCGAUGCGUUUACGGCUGUCACGCCGACAGUGACUGCAGUGCUAGCGAAACCUGCCGCGACAAUCGAUGCGUCAACCCGUGCCAGGAAAACCCUUGCGGACCGAAUGCCGCAUGCACUGUGGUGAACCAUCGGGCCAGCUGCUCCUGCUUCAGUGGCAUGGUGCCCAGCCCGACCGCAAAGGUAGGCUGCGUGCGAGCUCCGGCCCUACAGUGUUCGGAGAAUCGCGACUGUGCCGACGGUACGUCCUGCAUCGACCGGCUUUGCCGGCCAGUGUGUGCGAACGAUCAAAGCUGCCUGAACAACGAACGCUGCGAUGGCGGUUCGUGCAAGCCGAUCUGCCGCAAGGAUGACGAUUGCCGUACGGGGGAGAUCUGCCAAGGUCAAACGUGUAUGAUCGGUUGCCGAUCGGACGGCGGAUGUGCGGACCAUUUGACGUGCAGCGGGCAGCAGUGCGUCGAUCCAUGCCAGGAGCCGACGGCCUGUGGCACGAACGCCGAGUGUGUGGUCGUGGGACACAGGAAGCAGUGCAGCUGCCCGGCCGGUUUGGUGGGCGAUCCGUUCAGCUUGGGCUGCCGGCAGGAGACGCGCCUCUGUCAGGCGCGCACCGACUGUCCGAAGGGGCAGGCAUGCUACGGCGGUACCUGCAUGCAGACGUGCCGUAACGAUCAGAACUGUUUGGCCGACGAGCGGUGCGUUCGGGGAACGUGCCGAACUGUGUGCAACAGCGAUGCGGCCUGUGGCGAUGGAUUGAUCUGCGAGGGACGCAUCUGUCAGGCAGGGUGUCGAUCGGACAACCAGUGCAGCAACACGCAGGCCUGCAUCAACAAGAAGUGUACGGAUCCGUGCGCAACGCUCGGCCAGUGUGGCUCGUGCUCGGAGUGCAAGGUCAUCGAUCACGGUGUGCAGUGUAGCUGCCCGCAGGGAUACCUGGGCAAUCCGCUGCUGUCGUGCAGUCCGCCGGCAGAAAAGUGCAACGCGCAAUGUACCUGCGACGAGGACGGUAUGUACUGCGUGAAGGCCUGCCGCCAGCAGAAGGACUGCGGAUGUGGACAAACCUGCCACCGGGGCAAGUGCCGCAGCAAAUGCAACCCGGGCAACUGCCCGGCGGGACUACUCUGUCAGAAUGGGGCCUGUGUGGCGGGCUGUCGAACGAACGCCGACUGCCCCAGCGAGCGGUCCUGCACCAACGGCAAGUGUGUGGAUCCGUGUGCCGGUGGUAGAGCGUGCGGCAAGAAUGCGCUCUGCCAGGUGUCGGACCAUCGUUCGCUUUGCCUGUGCCCCGACGGUUUCCAGGGUGAUCCGUCGGUAGGCUGUGAGCAGUACGAAUGCCAAACCAACGACGACUGCGAGCUGGACAAGAAGUGCGCGAGCGGAAAGUGCAUCAAUCCGUGCCUGAGCCCGGGUGCGUGCGGUCUGAACGCGCAGUGUCGCGUUGUGAACCGGCAGGCGCAGUGCAGCUGCACUCCCGGCUUCUUCGGCAAUGCGCGUCACGAGUGCCAGCCGGUGCAGAAGAACGGCUGUGCUCAGAAUCCCUGCGGCGAGAAUACCAUUUGCCGGGAGGAUGAGAAUGGCUACGAGUGCUCCUGUCAGCCGGGUUGCGUGGGUGAUCCGCGACAGGGCUGUCUGUGCGAGGAAAAGCUCAAGAAGGACGAUUGCGAGCAGUACGCCUGUGGUACGAAUGCGGUCUGCCGCAUGACCGAAUGGGGCGCACCGUCGUGCGUCUGUUUGCCAACGCAUCCGCACGGUGACCCGUACAUGUCGUGCACUCAUGAUGAUACCGCGACCGACUGUCGAACGACUGGCUGUGCGGAAGGAGAGUGUGUUCGUGAUGGUGCCAAGUUCAUCUGCCGCAAAGACGAAUCCUGUGCGAACGAUUUACAAUGCGCCAAUGAUAAGGCUUGCAUAGGAGGCAAAUGUUCCGAUCCGUGCUCGCUGCGAGGCGCAUGCGGUGACAAUGCACUCUGUCAGACGGUACUGCACAGACCAAGAUGCUCAUGCCCGAACUGCUACAUCGGACGACCGAACGUCGAAUGCAAACCGGAUCCCAAAUGCGAAGAAGUGACCACCCCAAGACCGAAUGACCCGAAGAUUGUUUCGGUGGCAUGCGAGACAAACGGCGACUGCCAUGAAAGCCUGCGCUGCGACGCCAGCGGGCAGUGCAGCGAUCCGUGCACGGUACCGGCACCGUUCGUAUGCGACUCCAACAAGAAAUGUGUCUCGCGCCGUCAUCGGCCCAGUUGCGUCUGUGCGCACGGUUUCAUCGUGAAUGACAGUGGCGAGCUGGUGUGCGCUCCGGAAAAGCGUGAAUGCUUCGGCGACGAUGGUUGCGCCUCGAACAUGGCCUGCCUCGAUGGCCGUUGCGUAAAUCCGUGCUUUGCCAACGGUAGGCGCAGUGCGCCCUGCCCGGACGACAAGGCUUGCGUGGUGGUGGACCACAGGCCGACAUGCGUAUGCAUGAAGGACUGCAGUCCAUCACUGUCGAUUUGCUUACGCGACAGCGGUUGUCCGGACGAGUUGGCCUGCCGAAAUUAUCAGUGCGUCAAUCCGUGCGAGACGACCACUUGUGCCGAAGACACACCAUGCUAUGUCGAAGAUCACAAACCAAUCUGUAAAUUCUGCCCGCCCGGCUUCGUUAAAGAUGUACGACAUGGAUGUUUGAAAGCGAUUGAAAAAGAUAAAAAUGAAGGAGAAAAAACUCAUGAAAAGCAGGGUAUCAACUGUUCGGUGCACUCCGACUGCGGCGAUAAAUUACACUGUUUAGUCGGCCUUUGCGUUGAUCCUUGUAGGUCUGGUUGUGGUGAACGGGCGCUUUGCACAGUGAAAGCACAUCUUCCCAUUUGUUCCUGUCCUUUCGGUUACACCGGCAACCCAUCCGAACGGUGUUUACCAUUGGACGGCAUUAAGAGUAACACUUCUGUCACGCUGAUGCCUGAAGGUAUGACUGAAUAUCCUGAGGUGUACUAUGAUGGACACAAAAUUGAUCGAUCAGAUGAGUUUACCACAGCUGAAACCAUAGUGGAUACAACUACCACCUUCAUGGAUGGACCAAUUACACUAAGCACUACAGCACACGAAGAAGAUUUGAUUUCUAUGAAUCAAACCAUGGAUGUAAAUAACAUUAGCACGUCAACUGCAAGAGAUGAAAGCAUAGGCGAUGCGAGCACAACUGUACUCGAUUCCAUUUCAACCGUUAUUCCAAAUACUGAAACUGAUGAUACUCGAACCACAUUGGAACCAUUUACUUCUAUUGGCACAACAGAAGCUGGUGAUUUCAUAUCAGAGACAACAAUUGAAGAGAUUAUAUCCACGACUAAUGUUCCGAUGAAAACGACCAAUGCAACGGUAAAGCCAAAUAGUCACUCAGAUACACUCACAAAACAAGAUCGCAAAUCCACUGAUUUGGAAGAGACUGAUCAACUGCCAACUGUAACCACACCAAUUGAUGAUUAUUUUGUAGAGUUAUCCUCUACCUCUAAGCAUUACGAAUUCAUGCAAAACAGUGAGGCUACCGUUACGCCAUUGGGAAAGAAAACCAGCACUACAAGCAUGACUACUACUAGCACUGCUGCAUCUGCAACGGAUAUUAAUACCACCACUGAACAGUAUUUAUUGGACGAUCGCAGCAUACCGCUUUCAACAUCCGAAUAUGACGGAGACGAUUACAUAGAUGAAGAGAGCACGUCAACAGCAUCGACGAUAGAAACGACUUUAGCAGCGAAAACGACCUACGAGUCCUAUCCUACGGGAACAACGGCGGAACCGAUCAUUGAAAUCAUUCAGUGCCGUGCCGAAAACGAUUGCAAUGCAAACGAAACCUGUGCUGGUAACAUCUGCAUCGAUCCAUGUGCUCAAUUUAAUCCCUGCCCUCAGGAUGUUCCUUGUCAAACCUUGAAUCAUGUCCCAAUGUGCUUGUGCAAUAGCGAUACCAAUACCGGGUACAGCGUUGAUUGUAUGAAAAAAUCAGAACUGGGAUGUAGGCAUAGCAACGAGUGUCCUUUGGAAAGAUCAUGCAUCAACGGAAUUUGUGUUGAUCCAUGUCGAUCGGGCAAUCCUUGCGAUAUUGGCGAAGAAUGCGAAGUUCAAAAUCACGAAACAGUUUGUGUGAAACUAUGCCAAUGUGAAAAAGCAUCAGACUGUGCAGGAGGAUUGAUAUGUGAUGGCUGUAACUGUGUUCAAAAAGAUACCGAUAGAACAACUGGUUGUGAGCAUUGCCCACCGGGCAUUCCUUGUGAUCCAAUCACUGGCGGUUGCGUCAAGGAACCCCCAGGAUCUCCAAAAACACCAGAGCCUUGCCAAUCUGAUAACGACUGUCUGAAUAACGAAGCGUGCUACAUGGGCUUGUGCGAAAACCCUUGCUUAUUUGACGGCGUUUGUGCAGAAACCGCUACGUGCCAGGCUAAAAUGCAUCGUCCCAUUUGCACAUGUCCACCUGGACACGAGGGUAACCCGACUAUCAAGUGCACCGUGCUGGAGUCAAUACAAUGCACCACAAACGAUGAAUGUUCACUUACGGAAGCCUGUGUUGGAAACGUGUGUCAAAGACCGUGCGAUGUAAAGAACACUUGCACGGCGAAUGCAGUUUGCAUCAAUACCAAUCACGGUACUGAUUGCAGUUGCAUCGACGGAUAUCAUGGAAACGGUUUUGUACAAUGCGUACCAGUAACGACUGUAGGUUCAGUGUGCCAGUACAACGAAGAUUGUCCGCCCGAUAAGCUUUGCGAUCGGUUGAAUCGCAUCUGCAUCAAUCCUUGCCAAGCCGACUCUUGCGGCGACAAUGCAGAGUGUUUUGCAGUGAAUCAUGGAAUUGAUUGCCGCUGUCGGGCAGGGUACGUUGGUAAUGCUUACAUUGAGUGUACACAGCACCAAGGGUGUCUCUCGGAUCGGCAGUGCAACGACAAUGAAGCUUGUAUCCAGGGCCGCUGCUCAUCACCUUGCCAGUGUGGACCGAAUGCUAUGUGCGAUGUGAAACGGCAUAAAGCCGUGUGCCGUUGCCCACCGGGAUACGGUGGUAAUGCGCGUACUGGAUGCAAUCCGCCAAGCAAUCCGUGUGAACCAAACCCAUGCGGAAUCAAUGCAAUGUGUGAAAUCGACAAUGGCAGCCCGGUGUGUUUCUGUCCGCGCGGAUUAACUGGAAAUCCAUUCAAGAAUUGCAUUCCUGAAGGAAAUGAGUGCACACCAAAUCCAUGCGGACCCAACUCGGGAUGUCGCAAAAUCAACGGUAAACCAACAUGCUUCUGCCUGCCCGAGUUUGAAGGAAAUCCACCCCAAACGCCAUGUACGUUGCCACAAAACCCGUGUGUCCCGUCACCGUGCGGGCCCAACACUCAGUGCACAAUACUGAGCAAUGGGUAUGCAAAAUGCACAUGUGUGCCAGGGUACAUUGAAAGUCCCAACACGAUCCGUGGCUGUGUGGAACCGUCAAGCCCGUGCGAUCCGAAUCCCUGCGGCUUUGGAGCGAUCUGCGACGCAACGCGCAAUCCCGUAUGCUACUGUCCAGAUUCGAUGAUAGGCAAUCCCUACCGUAGCUGCCUCGAGCCAGUUAUGACACCGGAGCUGUGUCAACCGGGACCAUGCGGUGCGAAUGCGGAUUGCUAUGUGGCAGAAGGCAGGGAGCAGUGUUACUGCAAGCCAAACUUUAUCGGUGAUCCGUAUGGAGGAUGCGUUGAGCAGCCACGGUCUGUAUGCGAACCGAAUCCCUGCGGUCCGGGAGCCGAGUGUGUGCUGCUGGUAGAUGGGGCACCGGGAUGCCGAUGCCCACCAGGGCUGAGCGGCGAUCCGACGACAACGGGAUGCCAUGCGUUUGAAUGCUUGAGCGAUGAUCAGUGUGCUGCGGACAAGGCUUGCAUCGGACUGCGAUGUGCUGAUCCGUGUCCGGGAUCGUGUGGCGCGGGAGCGCAUUGUCGUGUCGAGAAACAUCAUCCAGUGUGCUUCUGUGACGCUGGUUUAACAGGCAAUCCUGCCGUACAGUGCUACAGCUUAGAUGAACGGCCUCGCGAUGCUUGCAACCCCAGCCCGUGCGGUACCAAUGCUCGUUGUAGCGUGAGGAACAAACGGCCAGUGUGCAAGUGCCUAACGAACUACCACGGAGAUCCGCGUAAAGGUUGCAAGCCUGAGUGUGACAUCAAUUCUGACUGCACACCGGACAAGUCUUGCGUCAACCAUAAGUGUGUAUCGCCGUGUGCAUUGGGUACGGUGUGCGGCGUGAACGCGGAAUGUAGUGUUAAUUAUCACACACCGAUGUGUAAGUGUCCUUCGGGAUAUACGGGCGAUGCGUUCGUGCAGUGCGUGCCGAUACCGGAGGAUCGCAACAUGACCAGACAACCGUGCUCGUCGGAUCCGUGCGGUCCGGGAGAGGUUUGUUCAAUAUAUGGUAACGAUGUCGCUCUGUGCGAUCCGUGCGUAGCUCCGGAUGCAAUACAUAAUCCCAGAUGCCGACCUCAGUGUGUGCUGAACACGGAUUGUCCGUUCAAUAUGGCAUGCCUGCAGUCGGAAUGUCGAGAUCCCUGCCCGGGAUCGUGUGGAUACAACGCACUGUGCACCGUCGAGCGUCACCGACCAGUAUGCUACUGUCCGCCGGAGAUGUAUGGAAACCCUUACGAACAGUGUAAGCCACAGGAGAGUCCACGGGAAACGUGCGCUAGUAUCCGUUGUGGAGCAAACACGCAAUGCAAACAGCAGAAUGGCGUCUUGGCUUGCGUAUGUAAAAAGAACUACUACGGAGAUCCUUUGAUAGGCUGCCGACCAGAAUGCGUUGUUAACACGGAUUGUCCGAUCAGUAAGGCGUGCGUAAAUUCACGCUGCGUCGAUCCGUGCGUAGAUGCGUGCGGUGUGAGCGCGCAGUGCAAAGUGGUUAAUCAUUUACCGAUUUGCUUCUGUCCGCCCACCCACACCGGUGAUGCGCUGGUUGCAUGCACGGAACGAACGUACCUUCCUCCGGACAAUACACCGUGCGACCCGAACCCCUGCGGACCGAACAGUAAAUGCCGUACUACACCUGAUGGGUACGCCAUUUGCUCGUGCUUACCGGGGUAUCGUGGAGUGCCGCCCGCCUGCCAGGCCGAAUGUAUGAUCAAUGCAGAGUGUCCGCAGAACAAGGCGUGCAUCAAUCUAAAGUGUGCCGACCCAUGUCCGGGUACGUGCGGCGUCGGUGCACGCUGCGAAGUGUUGAAUCACAAUCCGAUCUGCAGCUGUGGAGCCAACCAGCAGGGAGAUCCGUUUGUGAUCUGCGAAGCACGACAAAACGAACCACCAGUGGAGCAGAAGAAUCCCUGCGAUCCAUCGCCCUGCGGACCGAACUCAAUUUGUCAGGUACGCGGCCGAAGGCCGGUGUGUUCGUGUCAGCCGAACUUUAUCGGUUCUCCGCCGGCCUGCCGCCCGGAGUGUGUACUAAGCUCCGAAUGUCCCCAGGACAAAGCUUGCAUUAACGAGAAGUGUCAAAAUCCGUGCGCUAACGCGUGUGGCGCUAAUGCUGACUGUCACAUCGUGGCACAUUCUGCGUUCUGUAGCUGCCGUGCUGGAUUUGAAGGAGAUGCUUUCAUUGGAUGUUCCGCAGUGCCGAAGGACACACCAAAGGAUGUGUGCUAUCCGAACCCGUGUGCAGAAAAUGCGGUAUGUAGUGAGCACAAUGGCGCCGCCAAGUGUACCUGCAUCACGCCGUACCUGGGAGAUCCGUACAAUACGGGAUGUCGACCGGAGUGCGUACUGAACUCGGACUGUCCCAGCCACACGGCGUGCGUCAAUCAACACUGCCGCGAUCCGUGCCCGGGCGUGUGCGGUACGAAUGCGGACUGUACCGUGGCCAAUCACAUACCGGUGUGCGAAUGCAGUCGGGGAUACGUGGGUGAUCCGUUCCGUGGCUGUCGUCGAGAAGUACCACCACCAGUGGCACCGAAAGAUCCGUGUGCGUCCUGUCCAUCGAACAGCGUAUGUCGAGUAGUAGGAGGCCGACCAACAUGUUCCUGUCCGGAGGGAUACCGCGGAACACCGCCAGCUUGCAGGCCGGAAUGCUCAAGCAGUGAGGAAUGUCCGCACGACCGCAGCUGUAUUAAUCUGAAGUGUGCCGAUCCGUGCCCUGGGCUGUGCGGUAUAAACGCGCAAUGCCAAGUGAUCAAUCACAAACCAUUUUGCAGUUGUCAGCGUGACAUGAUUGGUAAUCCGUUCGAGCAGUGUUAUCCGAAACCGGCGGAACCAGUGCAUCCAUGUCAGCCAAGCCCGUGUGGCGCGUACUCGGAAUGCCGUGAGAUUGACAAUCGUGCAGUGUGUACGUGUGCUGCUGGUAUGCUCGGAACACCGCCGAACUGCAGACCGGAGUGCGAAACAGAUCAAGACUGUCCGUCGAAUCGAGCGUGCUUCAAUCAGAAGUGCCGCGAUCCCUGUGUGGGCUCCUGUGGAUACAAUGCGCAGUGCAGCACCCGUAACCAUCGACCCGAGUGUUAUUGUGUUGAUGGGUUCGAAGGGGAUCCGUACAGUGGUUGCAAUCCAGUCGCUAUUAAACGGGACGAAAUAAUUGACCCAUGCAAUCCGUCCCCUUGCGGUUCGAACGCGAUCUGCAAGGAUCGAAACGGUGCUGGUUCUUGUAAAUGCAUGCCCAAUUAUUUCGGUGAUCCAUACGUCAACUGCCGACCGGAAUGUGUUCAAAGUUCGGAAUGUCCGUCUACCAAGGCAUGCGUCAACAUGCGCUGCAUUGACCCAUGCCUUGGCACGUGCGGGCUUAACAGUGAAUGUCGUGUACAUAACCAUUCGCCGUACUGUAGCUGUAGUCCUGGUUAUACGGGCAAUCCAUCACAGGCUUGCCGUCCUAUCGUGGUAGAAAAUCUCCCUGCCCGUCAUCCGAUAGACCCCUGUUCACCAUCUCCAUGUGGUCCGUACAGCAUAUGUAGGGUGCUGGACGGUCAUCCGGUUUGCUCAUGCCAAAUCAGUUGUUCAGGCGUUCCACCCAAUUGUCGUCCAGAAUGUCUCAUAAACGCAGAGUGCCCUCGCGACAGAACUUGUAUCAAUCAACGAUGCAUCGAUCCGUGCCCGGGUACGUGCGGAAUGAACGCGCGAUGCCGCGUGGUAAAUCACAAUCCAAUUUGCAGCUGUAACGCUGGAUUUAUCGGUGAUCCAUUUGUGCAGUGCUCACCGGAGCCAACACAACCGAUAUUGGAGGAAGAGUACAGGAAUCCGUGUCAACCGUCACCGUGUGGAGUGAACUCCGUGUGCAAAGUACACAACAAUCGAGCUGUGUGCUCGUGUCUGCCCAACUACGUGGGACGUCCGCCAAGCUGUAGACCCGAAUGUGCGGUAGACUCGGAAUGUCCCAUGAAUUUGGCUUGCAUUAAUGAAAAGUGCCGCAAUCCUUGUCUUGGAUCGUGUGGAGUUAAUACCGAAUGCGCUGUAGUAGCUCACAAACCUUUGUGCAGUUGCACACCAGGCUACAGUGGAGAUCCUUUUGCUGGAUGCAGCAUUAUUCCGAUCGUACAACAAGAAACUCCUAUGCCAUGUAAUCCGAGCCCAUGCGGAGCAAAUGCUAUCUGCAAGGAGCGCAAUGGUGCGGGAUCAUGCACUUGUGCGCCGGAAUAUUUCGGCGAUCCAUACGUUGGGUGUCGCCCUGAGUGUGUAAUGAACAGCGACUGUCCUAGAACACGAGCAUGUAUAAAUAACAAAUGUCAAGAUCCGUGCCCAGGAACGUGCGGAGUAAAUGCCGAGUGUCAUGUUGUGAAUCACGCUCCAAGUUGCGUUUGCUUGACAGGAUUUAUAGGGAACCCGUUCACGGAGUGUAGACCUCAGCCGGAAAUUCGAGAUGAGCCUGUAGUGCAACCAUGUCAACCGUCACCAUGCGGCCCGAACAGCGUGUGUCGCGUGCUGAACAAUCAUGCCGUAUGCACAUGCAAGCAGAAUUAUAUUGGUUCACCACCCAACUGUCGUCCAGAGUGUGUGGUCAGCUCGGAGUGUCCGCUAGACAAAUCAUGCGUUAAGACCAAGUGUGUGGAUCCUUGUCCAGGCACAUGCGGUUUCAAUGCACGAUGCCAAGUAGUGAACCACAAUCCUAUCUGCAGCUGCAAGGCUGGCUUUACAGGAGAUCCAUUCGUACGGUGUAUACCGGAAGAACGUCGUCCUGUCGUACAGGAAACCCCUACCGAUCCUUGCAUUCCGUCUCCCUGUGGACCAAAUUCUCAAUGCAAGGCUGUUGGUCAUACGGCGGCCUGUUCUUGUCUGCCAAAUUAUAUCGGACGCGCACCGAACUGUCGCCCCGAGUGUACUUCCAACUCUCAGUGUACGCCGAUGAAGGCGUGCAUCAAUGAACGCUGUGGUGACCCUUGUCCUGGAUCUUGUGGCUCGAAUGCACUCUGCACAGUCCAAAACCAUCAGCCCAACUGUCGUUGCAUUGAAGGAUACGAAGGCGAUCCAUAUACCUCGUGUAGCCCUGUAAUAAUACACCGUGAACCAGAAAUAGUAGAUCCCUGCAAUCCAUCCCCGUGUGGCAUAAACGCGGAAUGUAAUGUACGCAACAACGCAGGUUCCUGCACUUGUGUGAAGGAUUACUACGGUGAUCCGUAUCACGAGUGCCGGCCUGAGUGUAUGCUCAGCUCGGACUGUCCGAAUACUCGGGCAUGUUUGAACAACAAAUGCGUCGAUCCGUGCCCGGGCAUGUGUGGUCUGAACGCGGAAUGCUUCGUCAUGAACCAUUCGCCUUCUUGCUCUUGCCUGCCGGGCUACACUGGAAACCCAUCACAAGCAUGUCGCGAGAUACCGAAACAAAUCGAACACACUCCUAUCGAUCCAUGUCGUCCGUCGCCCUGUGGCCCGUACAGCCAGUGCCGCAAUGUGAACGAACAUGCCGUCUGUUCGUGUCAGGCCAAUUACAUUGGUUCGCCACCGGCUUGCCGUCCAGAAUGUACUGUUAGCUCUGAAUGUGCAAUGGAUAAGGCUUGUAUCAAGCAGUCGUGCUUGGAUCCGUGUCCUGGUACGUGCGGUUUUAACGCUCGUUGUACGGUAAUCAAUCACAAUCCGAUCUGUAGCUGUCCCUCCGGCUUUACCGGCGAUCCAUUCGAACGAUGUGUGCCAGAAGAAAAACAAGUGGUUCAAGCUGAACCUACGAACCCCUGCCUUCCAUCGCCGUGCGGACCAAAUUCACAGUGCCGAGCUGUCGGAAACGUGCCGGCUUGCUCGUGCUUGCCCAACUAUGUUGGUCGAGCUCCGAACUGCCGGCCCGAAUGUACGAUCAAUGCGGAAUGCUCUGGUAAUCUUGCCUGCGUCAAUGAAAAGUGCGCCGACCCAUGCCCGGGAUCGUGCGGCCCUUAUGCUGUUUGUCGCGUGAUUGAACAUUCGCCUUCCUGCUCCUGCCAAACCGGAUAUACGGGAGAUCCUUUCUCCGGCUGUACAGUCAUUCCUUUAACACCUGUUCGCGAAGAAUCUAGAAACCCAUGCAACCCUUCGCCCUGUGGAUCGAACGCGGUAUGCAAGGAACGGAACGGUGCAGGAUCAUGUACAUGUCUGCCGGAUUACUUUGGCGAUCCGUACAGUGGCUGUCGACCGGAGUGUGUUACCAACAGCGACUGCCCACGUGUGAGGGCAUGCGUGAAUAAUAAGUGCGCUGACCCUUGCCCGGGUGUUUGCGGUAUUGACGCAGAAUGUUAUGUAGUCAAUCACUCGCCAAGUUGUGCUUGCCGACCAGGCUAUACCGGUGAUCCGUUCACGCAAUGUCGUCCACCAGAGCAACCUAAACAAAAUGAACCGAUCAAUCCAUGCACUCCGUCUCCAUGUGGUCCUAAUAGUAUCUGCCGCGAAUCGAAUGGGCAUGCCGUUUGCACGUGCCAGGCCAGUUUUAUCGGAACGCCACCAAACUGCCGACCGGAAUGUAUCGUCAGCUCGGAGUGCGCUCUUGAUAAAGCUUGCAUUGGCCAAAAGUGUAACGAUCCAUGUCCUGGUACUUGCGGCCAGAAUGCACGUUGCCAAGUGGUUAAUCAUAACCCAAUCUGUAGCUGUUCACUUGGCUUCACCGGAGAUCCGUUUGUUCGAUGCGUACCAGUUGAAAAAGCUCCGGUCGUACAAGAUCCCGUAGAUCCAUGCGUUCCAUCACCUUGUGGGCCAAACUCCGUCUGCCGAGCUAUUGGGUCGACACCUGCAUGUUCUUGUUUGCCAAACUACAUCGGCCGAGCGCCAAACUGCCGUCCAGAGUGCAUGCUCAAUGCCGAAUGUCCAGCCACGUUGGCAUGUGUAAACGAACGAUGUACUAACCCUUGUGUAGGAUCUUGUGGUAUUAACGCACGGUGUACAGUAGUGAAACACAAUCCGAUCUGCGAGUGUGAGGCUGGAUUUACCGGAGAUCCGUUCUCUGUCUGUACAGAAAUUAUUCCCAUACGUGACGUGGAACCGGUCAAUCCAUGCAAUCCAUCGCCGUGCGGUGCCAAUGCAGUAUGUAAAGAAAGAAAUGGAGCCGGAUCGUGUACUUGUAUGCCAGAAUAUUUCGGUGACCCAUACACAGGAUGCCGUCCGGAAUGUGUACAGAACACAGACUGCGAAAAGUCGAAGGCAUGCAUGAACAACAAAUGCCGCGAUCCGUGUCCAGGUGUUUGCGGAUUGAAUGCUGAAUGUGUCGUUCAAAACCACAGUCCCGUGUGCUUCUGCUUAGAAGGAUACACAGGUGAUCCGGCCAGUACCUGUACUUUGGCCGAGAUUGUAACCGAGCGUCCUAAGACUCCUGGAUGCCAACCAUCACCGUGCGGACCGAACAGUCAAUGUCGAGAAAUCAAUGGACAUCCAGUGUGCUCCUGCUUGGCGGGUUACAUUGGAACGCCACCGAUGUGUCGUCCGGAAUGCGUCGUCAGUUCGGAGUGUAGUCAGGAUCGCGCCUGCGUAAACAAGAAAUGUGUAGAUCCAUGUCCAGGAACGUGUGGUGCCGAGGCACGGUGUCAAGUUGUUAAUCACAAUCCAAUAUGUAGCUGCCCUCCCGGGUUUACUGGAGAUCCAUUCGUGCAGUGCGCAAAGAAAGAAGAACAGAAGGACAUUACACCUGUAAAUCCUUGUGUGCCUUCGCCAUGCGGGCCUAAUUCAAACUGUCGAACUGUUGGCAGUCAGCCUGCCUGUUCAUGCGCCGCCAACUAUAUUGGACGACCGCCGAACUGUCGACCGGAGUGCACCAGGGACGCCGAAUGUCCAAGUAAUUUGGCAUGUCAGAACGAAAAAUGCGUGGAUCCUUGCGCGGCUGGUUGUGGAUUGAAUGCAGUUUGCCGAGUCAUCAACCAUAAGCCAGUUUGUACAUGUGACGAAGGUUUCGAAGGAAAUCCGCUAGAACAAUGUAGUCGCAUUCUGCCGCCUACAACAGAGAGGCUAACACCUUGUACUCCUUCACCAUGUGGACCUAACGCUGAAUGCCGCGAACGGAACAAUGCUGGAGCAUGUUAUUGUUUAACGGGCUAUGAAGGCAAUCCAUAUGAUGUCUUUUCGGGUUGUCGUCGUGAAUGUGACGUGAAUGCUGAUUGUCCAGACAAACUAGCAUGUGUACAGUAUAAAUGUGUCGAUCCAUGUCCAGGUGUUUGUGGUGCACAAGCAUUGUGUGAAAUUCAAAAUCAUGUACCAACAUGCAUUUGUCCCGAAGGUACAGUCGGAGAUCCUUUCGUACAGUGCAACCUACGGAUGGCAGAUCCGGUUACACCUGCAUCACCUGUGUGUGACAAGUAUACAUGCGGUCCAAAUAGCAUUUGCCGUAUACAAAACGGUGUUGCUGUUUGUAAAUGUCAGCCAGAUAUGGUUGGUAGCCCACCAAACUGUCGACCAGAAUGCCAGCAAAAUAGUGACUGUGAGGCCAACCGGGCUUGCGUUAAUUUGAAGUGCAUAGAUCCAUGCCCCGGUUCGUGCGGACAAAAUGCCAACUGUAACAUCAUCAACCAUAAUCCAAUAUGUAGCUGUGCUCCUGGAUUCACCGGUGAUCCAUUCACUCGAUGUUACAAAGAAAUUGUAACUACCUCAACAACAGAGGCUCCAAGAGCAUUGUGCACACCAUCGCCAUGUGGACCGAAUGCUGAAUGUAAAGUUAUCGGCGACCGAGAGGCAUGUUCCUGUUUACCAGGUUAUAUAGGAGCACCGCCAAGCUGUAGGCCAGAGUGUAUUUUAAGCACAGAAUGUGCUGAUAACCAAGCAUGCAUCAGGCAAAAGUGUGAGGAUCCUUGUCCGGGAUCUUGUGGUCUGAAUGCAAAAUGUUCUGUAUCGCGACAUACGCCAAGCUGCAGUUGUGAUGCUGGAUUUACUGGAGAUCCAUUUACAGGCUGUCAAGCGAUAAUUGAGGAUGUCCCAGUAUUGAACCCUUGUAAUCCUAGCCCAUGCGGAGCCAACGCUCAAUGUAGGGAACAAAACGGUGCUGGAGCAUGCACAUGUAUUGAGGAUCAUUUUGGAAACCCUUACGAAGGAUGCCGUCCAGAGUGUGUGCUCAAUUCGGACUGCCCGUCGAACAGGGCUUGCGUUAGGAACAAAUGUCAAGACCCUUGCCCAGGAACCUGUGGUCAGAAUGCUGACUGCCAGGUCGUCAAUCACCUGCCCUCUUGUACCUGUUUCCCCGGAUACGAAGGAGAUCCGUUCCGAUAUUGUAACAUUCAACAAAGAGAACCGGUUCAAGAGUAUGUCAAUCCUUGCCAACCGAGUCCCUGUGGUCCCAACAGUCAAUGCCGAGAGGUUAACGGACAGGCCGUUUGCUCGUGUCUGCCCACUUAUGUUGGUUCUCCUCCGGGAUGUCGCCCAGAGUGUGUGGUGAGCUCGGAAUGCGCCUUAAAUAAGGCUUGUGUCAACCAGAAGUGCGUUGAUCCGUGCCCUGGAACGUGCGGAACCAAUGCUAGGUGCAACGUCAAUAACCACAGCCCCAUUUGCUCAUGUCAAUCAGGAUUCACUGGUGACCCGUUCACGAGAUGCUACCCCAUACCACCUCCGGUACAAGAUACUCCGAUCGUUGUAAGGAACCCGUGCGUUCCUUCUCCGUGCGGUCCAAACUCACAGUGCCGUGAUGUAAACGGCUCUCCUUCGUGUUCAUGUCUGAUCAACUACAUUGGAUCUCCGCCUAAUUGUCGCCCAGAGUGUACAAUUAACGCGGAAUGUCCAAGCAAUCAGGCGUGCAUGAACGAGAAGUGUCGGGACCCUUGUCCGGGAUCGUGUGGCAUCAAUGCAAGAUGCAAUGUGAUCAACCAUACUCCCAUUUGUACAUGCGAGGAGGGAUACACUGGAGAUCCUUUCACAAGCUGUCGACCCAUGCCACCACCACGUAAGAAACUCUCCCCCAAUCUUUGGCUUCCAGAUCUCUUCAUAACGAAUCCCCUUCAUUCAACAGCGCCUGAGCCCGUCAAUGAUGAUCCGUGCAAUCCUUCGCCCUGCGGGGCUAAUGCGCAAUGCCAGAACGGUAUUUGCACAUGUUUGCCAGAGUACCAGGGCGAUCCGUACCGAGGCUGCAGGCCAGAGUGCGUCUUGAACUCGGAUUGCGCUCGGGAUAGGGCCUGUAUUCGUAGCAAAUGUGUAGAUCCUUGUCCGGGCACGUGCGGUCAAGAUGCACUGUGCGAGGUGAUCAAUCACAUUCCAAUGUGCCGUUGUCCGGAUGGAAUGGCCGGAAAUGCAUUCGUGCAGUGUCGACCACAGCAAGCACCGGUUGUGACGAACCCAUGCAGUCCAUCGCCUUGCGGUCCUAAUAGCCAGUGUCGCGAAAUCAAUGGACAAGCCGUCUGCUCUUGUGUUCCGGGAUACAUUGGAAGCCCUCCGACGUGUCGUCCGGAGUGUGUUGUGAGCGCUGAAUGUCCUCAGAAUCAAGCGUGUACCAACCAGAAAUGUAGGGAUCCAUGCCCUGGAACAUGUGGAGUAGGAGCCAGGUGCUCGGUUGUGAAUCACAAUCCAAUUUGCAGCUGUCCAGAAAGAUACACAGGCGAUCCGUUCGUACGCUGUCAGCCCAUGAUCGAGCCUCCAGUACAAAUGACCCCCAGCAACCCUUGCCAACCGUCUCCUUGCGGACCAAAUGCACAGUGCCGCGCAGUGGGUGAUUCGCCAUCUUGCACUUGCAUAGAGGGUAUGAUAGGCGCACCACCCAAUUGCCGCCCGGAAUGCAUCAGCAACUCCGAUUGCUCAAACAAUUUAGCAUGCAUACGACAAAAGUGUCAAGAUCCUUGUCCUGGCGCGUGUGGAGCCAACGCGGAAUGUAGGGUUGUCAGCCAUACUCCGAUGUGCAUUUGUGCCGUUGGAUAUACUGGCGAUCCUUUCACUCAGUGCGUUCCUUUCCAACAAGAUACGCCCAAGGACCAGACGACGCCUUGCCUCCCCAACCCAUGCGGAGCCAACGCUCAAUGUAGGGAACAAAACGGUGCUGGAGCAUGCACAUGUAUUGAGGAUCAUUUUGGAAACCCUUACGAAGGAUGCCGUCCAGAGUGUGUGCUCAAUUCGGACUGCCCGUCGAACAGGGCUUGCGUUAGGAACAAAUGUCAAGACCCUUGCCCAGGAACCUGUGGUCAGAAUGCUGACUGCCAGGUCGUCAAUCACCUGCCCUCUUGUACCUGUUUCCCCGGAUACGAAGGAGAUCCGUUCCGAUAUUGUAACAUUCAACAAAGAGAACCGGUACAAGAGUAUGUCAAUCCUUGCCAACCGAGUCCCUGUGGUCCCAACAGUCAAUGCCGAGAGGUUAACGGACAGGCCGUUUGCUCGUGUCUGCCCACUUAUGUUGGUUCUCCUCCGGGAUGUCGCCCAGAGUGUGUGGUGAGCUCGGAAUGCGCCUUAAAUAAGGCUUGUGUCAACCAGAAGUGCGUUGAUCCGUGCCCUGGAACGUGCGGAACCAAUGCUAGGUGCAACGUCAAUAACCACAGCCCCAUUUGCUCAUGUCAAUCAGGAUUCACUGGUGACCCGUUCACGAGAUGCUACCCCAUACCACCUCCGGUACAAGAUACUCCGAUCGUUGUAAGGAACCCGUGCGUUCCUUCUCCGUGCGGUCCAAACUCACAGUGCCGUGAUGUAAACGGCUCUCCUUCGUGUUCAUGUCUGAUCAACUACAUUGGAUCUCCGCCUAAUUGUCGCCCAGAGUGUACAAUUAACGCGGAAUGUCCAAGCAAUCAGGCGUGCAUGAACGAGAAGUGUCGGGACCCUUGUCCGGGAUCGUGUGGCAUCAAUGCAAGAUGCAAUGUGAUCAACCAUACUCCCAUUUGUACAUGCGAGGAGGGAUACACUGGAGAUCCUUUCACAAGCUGUCGACCCAUGCCACCACCACGUAAGAAACUCUCCCCCAAUCUUUGGCUUCCAGAUCUCUUCAUAACGAAUCCCCUUCAUUCAACAGCGCCUGAGCCCGUCAAUGAUGAUCCGUGCAAUCCUUCGCCCUGCGGGGCUAAUGCGCAAUGCCAGAACGGUAUUUGCACAUGUUUGCCAGAGUACCAGGGCGAUCCGUACCGAGGCUGCAGGCCAGAGUGUGUCUUGAACUCGGACUGCGCUCGGGAUAGGGCCUGUAUUCGUAGCAAAUGUGUAGAUCCUUGUCCGGGCACGUGCGGUCAAGAUGCACUGUGCGAGGUGAUCAAUCACAUUCCAAUGUGCCGUUGUCCGGAUGGAAUGGCCGGAAAUGCAUUUGUGCAGUGUCGACCACAGCAAGCACCGGUUGUGACGAACCCAUGCAGUCCAUCGCCUUGCGGUCCUAAUAGCCAGUGUCGCGAAAUCAAUGGACAAGCCGUCUGCUCUUGUGUUCCGGGAUACAUUGGAAGCCCUCCGACGUGUCGUCCGGAGUGUGUUGUGAGCGCUGAAUGUCCUCAGAAUCAAGCGUGUACCAACCAGAAAUGUAGGGAUCCAUGCCCUGGAACAUGUGGAGUAGGAGCCAGGUGCUCGGUUGUGAAUCACAAUCCAAUUUGCAGCUGUCCAGAAAGAUACACAGGCGAUCCGUUCGUACGCUGUCAGCCCAUGAUCGAGCCUCCAGUACAAAUGACCCCCAGCAACCCUUGCCAACCGUCUCCUUGCGGACCAAAUGCACAGUGCCGCGCAGUGGGUGAUUCGCCAUCUUGCACUUGCAUAGAGGGUAUGAUAGGCGCACCACCCAAUUGCCGCCCGGAAUGCAUCAGCAACUCCGAUUGCUCAAACAAUUUAGCAUGCAUACGACAAAAGUGUCAAGAUCCUUGUCCUGGCGCGUGUGGUGCCAACGCGGAAUGUAGGGUUGUCAGCCAUACUCCGAUGUGCAUUUGUGCCGUUGGAUAUACUGGCGAUCCUUUCACUCAGUGCGUUCCUUUCCAACAAGAUACGCCCAAGGACCAGACGACGCCUUGCCUCCCCAACCCAUGCGGAGCCAACGCUCAAUGUAGGGAACAAAACGGUGCUGGAGCAUGCACAUGUAUUGAGGAUCAUUUUGGAAACCCUUACGAAGGAUGCCGUCCAGAGUGUGUGCUCAAUUCGGACUGCCCGUCGAACAGGGCUUGCGUUAGGAACAAAUGUCAAGACCCUUGCCCAGGAACCUGUGGUCAGAAUGCUGACUGCCAGGUCGUCAAUCACCUGCCCUCUUGUACCUGUUUCCCCGGAUACGAAGGAGAUCCGUUCCGAUAUUGUAACAUUCAACAAAGAGAACCGGUACAAGAGUAUGUCAAUCCUUGCCAACCGAGUCCCUGUGGUCCCAACAGUCAAUGCCGAGAGGUUAACGGACAGGCCGUUUGCUCGUGUCUGCCCACUUAUGUUGGUUCUCCUCCGGGAUGUCGCCCAGAGUGUGUGGUGAGCUCGGAAUGCGCCUUAAAUACGGCUUGUGUCAACCAGAAGUGCGUUGAUCCGUGCCCUGGAACGUGCGGAACCAAUGCUAGGUGCAACGUCAAUAACCACAGCCCCAUUUGCUCAUGUCAAUCAGGAUUCACUGGCGAUCCAUUUUCGAGAUGCUACCCCAUACCACCUCCGGUACAAGAUACUCCGAUCGUUGUAAGGAACCCGUGCGUUCCUUCUCCGUGCGGUCCAAACUCACAGUGCCGUGAUGUAAACGGCUCUCCUUCGUGUUCAUGUCUGAUCAACUACAUUGGAUCUCCGCCUAAUUGUCGCCCAGAGUGUACAAUUAACGCGGAAUGUCCAAGCAAUCAGGCGUGCAUGAACGAGAAGUGUCGGGACCCUUGUCCGGGAUCGUGUGGCAUCAAUGCAAGAUGCAAUGUGAUCAACCAUACUCCCAUUUGUACAUGCGAGGAGGGAUACACUGGAGAUCCUUUCACAAGCUGUCGACCCAUGCCACCACCACCGCCUGAGCCCGUCAAUGAUGAUCCGUGCAAUCCUUCGCCCUGCGGGGCUAAUGCGCAAUGCCAGAACGGUAUUUGCACAUGUUUGCCAGAGUACCAGGGCGAUCCGUACCGAGGCUGCAGGCCAGAGUGCGUCUUGAACUCGGACUGCGCUCGGGAUAGGGCCUGUAUUCGUAGCAAAUGUGUAGAUCCUUGUCCGGGCACGUGCGGUCAAGAUGCACUGUGCGAGGUGAUCAAUCACAUUCCGAUGUGCCGUUGUCCGGAUGGAAUGGCCGGAAAUGCAUUCGUGCAGUGUCGACCACAGCAAGCACCGGUUGUGACGAACCCAUGCAGUCCAUCGCCUUGCGGUCCUAAUAGCCAGUGUCGCGAAAUCAAUGGACAAGCCGUCUGCUCUUGUGUUCCGGGAUACAUUGGAAGCCCUCCGACGUGUCGUCCGGAGUGUGUUGUGAGCGCUGAAUGUCCUCAGAAUCAAGCGUGUACCAACCAGAAAUGUAGGGAUCCAUGCCCUGGAACAUGUGGAGUAGGAGCCAGGUGCUCGGUUGUGAAUCACAAUCCAAUUUGCAGCUGUCCAGAAAGAUACACAGGCGAUCCGUUCGUACGCUGUCAGCCCAUGAUCGAGCCUCCAGUACAAAUGACCCCCAGCAACCCUUGCCAACCGUCUCCUUGCGGACCAAAUGCACAGUGCCGCGCAGUGGGUGAUUCGCCAUCUUGCACUUGCAUAGAGGGUAUGAUAGGCGCACCACCCAAUUGCCGCCCGGAAUGCAUCAGCAACUCCGAUUGCUCAAACAAUUUAGCAUGCAUACGACAAAAGUGUCAAGAUCCUUGUCCUGGCGCGUGUGGAGCCAACGCGGAAUGUAGGGUUGUCAGCCAUACUCCGAUGUGCAUUUGUGCCGUUGGAUAUACUGGCGAUCCUUUCACUCAGUGCGUUCCUUUCCAACAAGAUACGCCCAAGGACCAGACGACGCCUUGCCUCCCCAACCCAUGCGGAGCCAACGCUCAAUGUAGGGAACAAAACGGUGCUGGAGCAUGCACAUGUAUUGAGGAUCAUUUUGGAAACCCUUACGAAGGAUGCCGUCCAGAGUGUGUGCUCAAUUCGGACUGCCCGUCGAACAGGGCUUGCGUUAGGAACAAAUGUCAAGACCCUUGCCCAGGAACCUGUGGUCAGAAUGCUGACUGCCAGGUCGUCAAUCACCUGCCCUCUUGUACCUGUUUCCCCGGAUACGAAGGAGAUCCGUUCCGAUAUUGUAACAUUCAACAAAGAGAACCGGUACAAGAGUAUGUCAAUCCUUGCCAACCGAGUCCCUGUGGUCCCAACAGUCAAUGUCGAGAGGUUAACGGACAGGCCGUUUGCUCGUGUCUGCCCACUUAUGUUGGUUCUCCUCCGGGAUGUCGCCCAGAGUGUGUGGUGAGCUCGGAAUGCGCCUUAAAUACGGCUUGUGUCAACCAGAAGUGCGUUGAUCCGUGCCCUGGAACGUGCGGAACCAAUGCUAGGUGCAACGUCAAUAACCACAGCCCCAUUUGCUCAUGUCAAUCAGGAUUCACUGGCGAUCCAUUUUCGAGAUGCUACCCCAUACCACCUCCGGUACAAGAUACUCCGAUCGUUGUAAGGAACCCGUGCGUUCCUUCUCCGUGCGGUCCAAACUCACAGUGCCGUGAUGUAAACGGCUCUCCUUCGUGUUCAUGUCUGAUCAACUACAUUGGAUCUCCGCCUAAUUGUCGCCCAGAGUGUACAAUUAACGCGGAAUGUCCAAGCAAUCAGGCGUGCAUGAACGAGAAGUGUCGGGACCCUUGUCCGGGAUCGUGUGGCAUCAAUGCAAGAUGCAAUGUGAUCAACCAUACUCCCAUUUGUACAUGCGAGGAGGGAUACACUGGAGAUCCUUUCACAAGCUGUCGACCCAUGCCACCACCACGUAAGAAACUCUCCCCCAAUCUUUGGCUUCCAGAUCUCUUCAUAACGAAUCCCCUUCAUUCAACAGCGCCUGAGCCCGUCAAUGAUGAUCCGUGCAAUCCUUCGCCCUGCGGGGCUAAUGCGCAAUGCCAGAACGGUAUUUGCACAUGUUUGCCAGAGUACCAGGGCGAUCCGUACCGAGGCUGCAGGCCAGAGUGCGUCUUGAACUCGGACUGCGCUCGGGAUAGGGCCUGUAUUCGUAGCAAAUGUGUAGAUCCUUGUCCGGGCACGUGCGGUCAAGAUGCACUGUGCGAGGUGAUCAAUCACAUUCCGAUGUGCCGUUGUCCGGAUGGAAUGGCCGGAAAUGCAUUCGUGCAGUGUCGACCACAGCAAGCACCGGUUGUGACGAACCCAUGCAGUCCAUCGCCUUGCGGUCCUAAUAGCCAGUGUCGCGAAAUCAAUGGACAAGCCGUCUGCUCUUGUGUUCCGGGAUACAUUGGAAGCCCUCCGACGUGUCGUCCGGAGUGUGUUGUGAGCGCUGAAUGUCCUCAGAAUCAAGCGUGUACCAACCAGAAAUGUAGGGAUCCAUGCCCUGGAACAUGUGGAGUAGGAGCCAGGUGCUCGGUUGUGAAUCACAAUCCAAUUUGCAGCUGUCCAGAAAGAUACACAGGCGAUCCGUUCGUACGCUGUCAGCCCAUGAUCGAGCCUCCAGUACAAAUGACCCCCAGCAACCCUUGCCAACCGUCUCCUUGCGGACCAAAUGCACAGUGCCGCGCAGUGGGUGAUUCGCCAUCUUGCACUUGCAUAGAGGGUAUGAUAGGCGCACCACCCAAUUGCCGCCCGGAAUGCAUCAGCAACUCCGAUUGCUCAAACAAUUUAGCAUGCAUACGACAAAAGUGUCAAGAUCCUUGUCCUGGCGCGUGUGGUGCCAACGCGGAAUGUAGGGUUGUCAGCCAUACUCCGAUGUGCAUUUGUGCCGUUGGAUAUACUGGCGAUCCUUUCACUCAAUGCGUACCUUUCCAACAAGAUACGCCCAAGGACCAGACGACGCCUUGCCUCCCCAACCCAUGCGGAGCCAACGCUCAAUGUAGGGAACAAAACGGUGCUGGAGCAUGCACAUGUAUUGAGGAUCAUUUUGGAAACCCUUACGAAGGAUGCCGUCCAGAGUGUGUGCUCAAUUCGGACUGCCCGUCGAACAGGGCUUGCGUUAGGAACAAAUGUCAAGACCCUUGUCCAGGAACCUGUGGUCAGAAUGCUGACUGCCAGGUCGUCAAUCACCUGCCCUCUUGUACCUGUUUCCCCGGAUACGAAGGAGAUCCGUUCCGAUAUUGUAACAUUCAACAAAGAGAACCGGUACAAGAGUAUGUCAAUCCUUGCCAACCGAGUCCCUGUGGUCCCAACAGUCAAUGCCGAGAGGUUAACGGACAGGCCGUUUGCUCGUGUCUGCCCACUUAUGUUGGUUCUCCUCCGGGAUGUCGCCCAGAGUGUGUGGUGAGCUCGGAAUGCGCCCUGGAUAAGGCUUGUGUCAACCAGAAGUGCGUUGAUCCGUGCCCUGGAACGUGCGGAACCAAUGCUAGGUGUAACGUCAAUAACCACAGCCCCAUUUGCUCAUGUCAAUCAGGAUUCACUGGUGACCCGUUCACGAGAUGCUACCCCAUACCACCUCCGGUACAAGAUACUCCGAUCGUUGUAAGGAACCCGUGCGUUCCUUCUCCGUGCGGUCCAAACUCACAGUGCCGUGAUGUAAACGGCUCUCCUUCGUGUUCAUGUCUGAUCAACUACAUUGGAUCUCCGCCUAAUUGUCGCCCAGAGUGUACAAUUAACGCGGAAUGUCCAAGCAAUCAGGCGUGCAUGAACGAGAAGUGUCGGGACCCUUGUCCGGGAUCGUGUGGCAUCAAUGCAAGAUGCAAUGUGAUCAACCAUACUCCCAUUUGUACAUGCGAGGAGGGAUACACUGGAGAUCCUUUCACAAGCUGUCGACCCAUGCCACCACCACCGCCUGAGCCCGUCAAUGAUGAUCCGUGCAAUCCUUCGCCCUGCGGGGCUAAUGCGCAAUGCCAGAACGGUAUUUGCACAUGUUUGCCAGAGUACCAGGGCGAUCCGUACCGAGGCUGCAGGCCAGAGUGCGUCUUGAACUCGGACUGCGCUCGGGAUAGGGCCUGUAUUCGUAGCAAAUGUGUAGAUCCUUGUCCGGGCACGUGCGGUCAAGAUGCACUGUGCGAGGUGAUCAAUCACAUUCCGAUGUGCCGUUGUCCGGAUGGAAUGGCCGGAAAUGCAUUCGUGCAGUGUCGACCACAGCAAGCACCGGUUGUGACGAACCCAUGCAGUCCAUCGCCUUGCGGUCCUAAUAGCCAGUGUCGCGAAAUCAAUGGACAAGCCGUCUGCUCUUGUGUUCCGGGAUACAUUGGAAGCCCUCCGACGUGUCGUCCGGAGUGUGUUGUGAGCGCUGAAUGUCCUCAGAAUCAAGCGUGUACCAACCAGAAAUGUAGGGAUCCAUGCCCUGGAACAUGUGGAGUAGGAGCCAGGUGCUCGGUUGUGAAUCACAAUCCAAUUUGCAGCUGUCCAGAAAGAUACACAGGCGAUCCGUUCGUACGCUGUCAGCCCAUGAUCGAGCCUCCAGUACAAAUGACCCCCAGCAACCCUUGCCAACCGUCUCCUUGCGGACCAAAUGCACAGUGCCGCGCAGUGGGUGAUUCGCCAUCUUGCACUUGCAUAGAGGGUAUGAUAGGCGCACCACCCAAUUGCCGCCCGGAAUGCAUCAGCAACUCCGAUUGCUCAAACAAUUUAGCAUGCAUACGACAAAAGUGUCAAGAUCCUUGUCCUGGCGCGUGUGGAGCCAACGCGGAAUGUAGGGUUGUCAGCCAUACUCCGAUGUGCAUUUGUGCCGUUGGAUAUACUGGCGAUCCUUUCACUCAAUGCGUACCUUUCCAACAAGAUACGCCCAAGGACCAGACGACGCCUUGCCUCCCCAACCCAUGCGGAGCCAACGCUCAAUGUAGGGAACAAAACGGUGCUGGAGCAUGCACAUGUAUUGAGGAUCAUUUUGGAAACCCUUACGAAGGAUGCCGUCCAGAGUGUGUGCUCAAUUCGGACUGCCCGUCGAACAGGGCUUGCGUUAGGAACAAAUGUCAAGACCCUUGCCCAGGAACCUGUGGUCAGAAUGCUGACUGCCAGGUCGUCAAUCACCUGCCCUCUUGUACCUGUUUCCCCGGAUACGAAGGAGAUCCGUUCCGAUAUUGUAACAUUCAACAAAGAGAACCGGUACAAGAGUAUGUCAAUCCUUGCCAACCGAGUCCCUGUGGUCCCAACAGUCAAUGCCGAGAGGUUAACGGACAGGCCGUUUGCUCGUGUCUGCCCACUUAUGUUGGUUCUCCUCCGGGAUGUCGCCCAGAGUGUGUGGUGAGCUCGGAAUGCGCCUUAAAUACGGCUUGUGUCAACCAGAAGUGCGUUGAUCCGUGCCCUGGAACGUGCGGAACCAAUGCUAGGUGCAACGUCAAUAACCACAGCCCCAUUUGCUCAUGUCAAUCAGGAUUCACUGGCGAUCCAUUUUCGAGAUGCUACCCCAUACCACCUCCGGUACAAGAUACUCCGAUCGUUGUAAGGAACCCGUGCGUUCCUUCUCCGUGCGGUCCAAACUCACAGUGCCGUGAUGUAAACGGCUCUCCUUCGUGUUCAUGUCUGAUCAACUACAUUGGAUCUCCGCCUAAUUGUCGCCCAGAGUGUACAAUUAACGCGGAAUGUCCAAGCAAUCAGGCGUGCAUGAACGAGAAGUGUCGGGACCCUUGUCCGGGAUCGUGUGGCAUCAAUGCAAGAUGCAAUGUGAUCAACCAUACUCCCAUUUGUACAUGCGAGGAGGGAUACACUGGAGAUCCUUUCACAAGCUGUCGACCCAUGCCACCACCACCGCCUGAGCCCGUCAAUGAUGAUCCGUGCAAUCCUUCGCCCUGCGGGGCUAAUGCGCAAUGCCAGAACGGUAUUUGCACAUGUUUGCCAGAGUACCAGGGCGAUCCGUACCGAGGCUGCAGGCCAGAGUGCGUCUUGAACUCGGACUGCGCUCGGGAUAGGGCCUGUAUUCGUAGCAAAUGUGUAGAUCCUUGUCCGGGCACGUGCGGUCAAGAUGCACUGUGCGAGGUGAUCAAUCACAUUCCGAUGUGCCGUUGUCCGGAUGGAAUGGCCGGAAAUGCAUUCGUGCAGUGUCGACCACAGCAAGCACCGGUUGUGACGAACCCAUGCAGUCCAUCGCCUUGCGGUCCUAAUAGCCAGUGUCGCGAAAUCAAUGGACAAGCCGUCUGCUCUUGUGUUCCGGGAUACAUUGGAAGCCCUCCGACGUGUCGUCCGGAGUGUGUUGUGAGCGCUGAAUGUCCUCAGAAUCAAGCGUGUACCAACCAGAAAUGUAGGGAUCCAUGCCCUGGAACAUGUGGAGUAGGAGCCAGGUGCUCGGUUGUGAAUCACAAUCCAUUUUGCAGCUGUCCAGAAAGAUACACAGGCGAUCCGUUUGUACGCUGUCAGCCCAUGAUUGAGCCUCCAGUACAAAUGACCCCCAGCAACCCUUGCCAACCGUCUCCUUGCGGACCAAAUGCACAGUGCCGCGCAGUGGGUGAUUCGCCAUCUUGCACUUGCAUAGAGGGUAUGAUAGGCGCACCACCCAAUUGCCGCCCGGAAUGCAUCAGCAACUCCGAUUGCUCAAACAAUUUAGCAUGCAUACGACAAAAGUGUCAAGAUCCUUGUCCUGGCGCGUGUGGAGCCAACGCGGAAUGUAGGGUUGUCAGCCAUACUCCGAUGUGCAUUUGUGCCGUUGGAUAUACUGGCGAUCCUUUCACUCAGUGCGUACCUUUCCAACAAGAUACGCCCAAGGACCAGACGACGCCUUGCCUCCCCAACCCAUGCGGAGCCAACGCUCAAUGUAGGGAACAAAACGGUGCUGGAGCAUGCACAUGUAUUGAGGAUCAUUUUGGAAACCCUUACGAAGGAUGCCGUCCAGAGUGUGUGCUCAAUUCGGACUGCCCGUCGAACAGGGCUUGCGUUAGGAACAAAUGUCAAGACCCUUGCCCAGGAACCUGUGGUCAGAAUGCUGACUGCCAGGUCGUCAAUCACCUGCCCUCUUGUACCUGUUUCCCCGGAUACGAAGGAGAUCCGUUCCGAUAUUGUAACAUUCAACAAAGAGAACCGGUACAAGAGUAUGUCAAUCCUUGCCAACCGAGUCCCUGUGGUCCCAACAGUCAAUGCCGAGAGGUUAACGGACAGGCCGUUUGCUCGUGUCUGCCCACUUAUGUUGGUUCUCCUCCGGGAUGUCGCCCAGAGUGUGUGGUGAGCUCGGAAUGCGCCUUAAAUACGGCUUGUGUCAACCAGAAGUGCGUUGAUCCGUGCCCUGGAACGUGCGGAACCAAUGCUAGGUGCAACGUCAAUAACCACAGCCCCAUUUGCUCAUGUCAAUCAGGAUUCACUGGUGACCCGUUCACGAGAUGCUACCCCAUACCACCUCCGGUACAAGAUACUCCGAUCGUUGUAAGGAACCCGUGCGUUCCUUCUCCGUGCGGUCCAAACUCACAGUGCCGUGAUGUAAACGGCUCUCCUUCGUGUUCAUGUCUGAUCAACUACAUUGGAUCUCCGCCUAAUUGUCGCCCAGAGUGUACAAUUAACGCGGAAUGUCCAAGCAAUCAGGCGUGCAUGAACGAGAAGUGUCGGGACCCUUGUCCGGGAUCGUGUGGCAUCAAUGCAAGAUGCAAUGUGAUCAACCAUACUCCCAUUUGUACAUGCGAGGAGGGAUACACUGGAGAUCCUUUCACAAGCUGUCGACCCAUGCCACCACCACCGCCUGAGCCCGUCAAUGAUGAUCCGUGCAAUCCUUCGCCCUGCGGGGCUAAUGCGCAAUGCCAGAACGGUAUUUGCACAUGUUUGCCAGAGUACCAGGGCGAUCCGUACCGAGGCUGCAGGCCAGAGUGCGUCUUGAACUCGGACUGCGCUCGGGAUAGGGCCUGUAUUCGUAGCAAAUGUGUAGAUCCUUGUCCGGGCACGUGCGGUCAAGAUGCACUGUGCGAGGUGAUCAAUCACAUUCCGAUGUGCCGUUGUCCGGAUGGAAUGGCCGGAAAUGCAUUCGUGCAGUGUCGACCACAGCAAGCACCGGUUGUGACGAACCCAUGCAGUCCAUCGCCUUGCGGUCCUAAUAGCCAGUGUCGCGAAAUCAAUGGACAAGCCGUCUGCUCUUGUGUUCCGGGAUACAUUGGAAGCCCUCCGACGUGUCGUCCGGAGUGUGUUGUGAGCGCUGAAUGUCCUCAGAAUCAAGCGUGUACCAACCAGAAAUGUAGGGAUCCAUGCCCUGGAACAUGUGGAGUAGGAGCCAGGUGCUCGGUUGUGAAUCACAAUCCAAUUUGCAGCUGUCCAGAAAGAUACACAGGCGAUCCGUUCGUACGCUGUCAGCCCAUGAUCGAGCCUCCAGUACAAAUGACCCCCAGCAACCCUUGCCAACCGUCUCCUUGCGGACCAAAUGCACAGUGCCGCGCAGUGGGUGAUUCGCCAUCUUGCACUUGCAUAGAGGGUAUGAUAGGCGCACCACCCAAUUGCCGCCCGGAAUGCAUCAGCAACUCCGAUUGCUCAAACAAUUUAGCAUGCAUACGACAAAAGUGUCAAGAUCCUUGUCCUGGCGCGUGUGGUGCCAACGCGGAAUGUAGGGUUGUCAGCCAUACUCCGAUGUGCAUUUGUGCCGUUGGAUAUACUGGCGAUCCUUUCACUCAAUGCGUACCUUUCCAACAAGAUACGCCCAAGGACCAGACGACGCCUUGCCUCCCCAACCCAUGCGGAGCCAACGCUCAAUGUAGGGAACAAAACGGUGCUGGAGCAUGCACAUGUAUUGAGGAUCAUUUUGGAAACCCUUACGAAGGAUGCCGUCCAGAGUGUGUGCUCAAUUCGGACUGCCCGUCGAACAGGGCUUGCGUUAGGAACAAAUGUCAAGACCCUUGCCCAGGAACCUGUGGUCAGAAUGCUGACUGCCAGGUCGUCAAUCACCUGCCCUCUUGUACCUGUUUCCCCGGAUACGAAGGAGAUCCGUUCCGAUAUUGUAACAUUCAACAAAGAGAACCGGUACAAGAGUAUGUCAAUCCUUGCCAACCGAGUCCCUGUGGUCCCAACAGUCAAUGCCGAGAGGUUAACGGACAGGCCGUUUGCUCGUGUCUGCCCACUUAUGUUGGUUCUCCUCCGGGAUGUCGCCCAGAGUGUGUGGUGAGCUCGGAAUGCGCCCUGGAUAAGGCUUGUGUCAACCAGAAGUGCGUUGAUCCGUGCCCUGGAACGUGCGGAACCAAUGCUAGGUGCAACGUCAAUAACCACAGCCCCAUUUGCUCAUGUCAAUCAGGAUUCACUGGUGACCCGUUCACGAGAUGCUACCCCAUACCACCUCCUGUACAAGAUACUCCGAUCGUUGUAAGGAACCCGUGCGUUCCUUCUCCGUGCGGUCCAAACUCACAGUGCCGUGAUGUAAACGGCUCUCCUUCGUGUUCAUGUCUGAUCAACUACAUUGGAUCUCCGCCUAAUUGUCGCCCAGAGUGUACAAUUAACGCGGAAUGUCCAAGCAAUCAGGCGUGCAUGAACGAGAAGUGUCGGGACCCUUGUCCGGGAUCGUGUGGCAUCAAUGCAAGAUGCAAUGUGAUCAACCAUACUCCCAUUUGUACAUGCGAGGAGGGAUACACUGGAGAUCCUUUCACAAGCUGUCGACUCAUGCCACCACCACCGCCUGAGCCCGUCAAUGAUGAUCCGUGCAAUCCUUCGCCCUGCGGGGCUAAUGCGCAAUGCCAGAACGGUAUUUGCACAUGUUUGCCAGAGUACCAGGGCGAUCCGUACCGAGGCUGCAGGCCAGAGUGCGUCUUGAACUCGGACUGCGGUCGGGAUAGGGCCUGUAUUCGUAGCAAAUGUGUAGAUCCUUGUCCGGGCACGUGCGGUCAAGAUGCACUGUGCGAGGUGAUCAAUCACAUUCCGAUGUGCCGUUGUCCGGAUGGAAUGGCCGGAAAUGCAUUCGUGCAGUGUCGACCGCAGCAAGCACCGGUUGUGACGAACCCAUGCAGUCCAUCGCCUUGCGGUCCUAAUAGCCAGUGUCGCGAAAUCAAUGGACAAGCCGUCUGCUCUUGUGUUCCGGGAUACAUUGGAAGCCCUCCGACGUGUCGUCCGGAGUGUGUUGUGAGCGCUGAAUGUCCUCAGAAUCAAGCGUGUACCAACCAGAAAUGUAGGGAUCCAUGCCCUGGAACAUGUGGAGUAGGAGCCAGGUGCUCGGUUGUGAAUCACAAUCCAAUUUGCAGCUGUCCAGAAAGAUACACAGGCGAUCCGUUCGUACGCUGUCAGCCCAUGAUCGAGCCUCCAGUACAAAUGACCCCCAGCAACCCUUGCCAACCGUCUCCUUGCGGACCAAAUGCACAGUGCCGCGCAGUGGGUGAUUCGCCAUCUUGCACUUGCAUAGAGGGUAUGAUAGGCGCACCACCCAAUUGCCGCCCGGAAUGCAUCAGCAACUCCGAUUGCUCAAACAAUUUAGCAUGCAUACGACAAAAGUGUCAAGAUCCUUGUCCUGGCGCGUGUGGAGCCAACGCGGAAUGUAGGGUUGUCAGCCAUACUCCGAUGUGCAUUUGUGCCGUUGGAUAUACUGGCGAUCCUUUCACUCAGUGCGUUCCUUUCCAACAAGAUACGCCCAAGGACCAGACGACGCCUUGCCUCCCCAACCCAUGCGGAGCCAACGCUCAAUGUAGGGAACAAAACGGUGCUGGAGCAUGCACAUGUAUUGAGGAUCAUUUUGGAAACCCUUACGAAGGAUGCCGUCCAGAGUGUGUGCUCAAUUCGGACUGCCCGUCGAACAGGGCUUGCGUUAGGAACAAAUGUCAAGACCCUUGCCCAGGAACCUGUGGUCAGAAUGCUGACUGCCAGGUCGUCAAUCACCUGCCCUCUUGUACCUGUUUCCCCGGAUACGAAGGAGAUCCGUUCCGAUAUUGUAACAUUCAACAAAGAGAACCGGUACAAGAGUAUGUCAAUCCUUGCCAACCGAGUCCCUGUGGUCCCAACAGUCAAUGCCGAGAGGUUAACGGACAGGCCGUUUGCUCGUGUCUGCCCACUUAUGUUGGUUCUCCUCCGGGAUGUCGCCCAGAGUGUGUGGUGAGCUCGGAAUGCGCCCUGGAUAAGGCUUGUGUCAACCAGAAGUGCGUUGAUCCGUGCCCUGGAACGUGCGGAACCAAUGCUAGGUGCAACGUCAAUAACCACAGCCCCAUUUGCUCAUGUCAAUCAGGAUUCACUGGUGACCCGUUCACGAGAUGCUACCCCAUACCACCUCCUGUACAAGAUACUCCGAUCGUUGUAAGGAACCCGUGCGUUCCUUCUCCGUGCGGUCCAAACUCACAGUGCCGUGAUGUAAACGGCUCUCCUUCGUGUUCAUGUCUGAUCAACUACAUUGGAUCUCCGCCUAAUUGUCGCCCAGAGUGUACAAUUAACGCGGAAUGUCCAAGCAAUCAGGCGUGCAUGAACGAGAAGUGUCGGGACCCUUGUCCGGGAUCGUGUGGCAUCAAUGCAAGAUGCAAUGUGAUCAACCAUACUCCCAUUUGUACAUGCGAGGAGGGAUACACUGGAGAUCCUUUCACAAGCUGUCGACCCAUGCCACCACCACGUAAGAAACUCUUCCCCAAUCUUUGGCUUCCAGAUCUCUUCAUAACGAAUCCCCUUCAUUCAACAGCGCCUGAGCCCGUCAAUGAUGAUCCGUGCAAUCCUUCGCCCUGCGGGGCUAAUGCGCAAUGCCAGAACGGUAUUUGCACAUGUUUGCCAGAGUACCAGGGCGAUCCGUACCGAGGCUGCAGGCCAGAGUGCGUCUUGAACUCGGACUGCGGUCGGGAUAGGGCCUGUAUUCGUAGCAAAUGUGUAGAUCCUUGUCCGGGCACGUGCGGUCAAGAUGCACUGUGCGAGGUGAUCAAUCACAUUCCGAUGUGCCGUUGUCCGGAUGGAAUGGCCGGAAAUGCAUUCGUGCAGUGUCGACCGCAGCAAGCACCGGUUGUGACGAACCCAUGCAGUCCAUCGCCUUGCGGUCCUAAUAGCCAGUGUCGCGAAAUCAAUGGACAAGCCGUCUGCUCUUGUGUUCCGGGAUACAUUGGAAGCCCUCCGACGUGUCGUCCGGAGUGUGUUGUGAGCGCUGAAUGUCCUCAGAAUCAAGCGUGUACCAACCAGAAAUGUAGGGAUCCAUGCCCUGGAACAUGUGGAGUAGGAGCCAGGUGCUCGGUUGUGAAUCACAAUCCAAUUUGCAGCUGUCCAGAAAGAUACACAGGCGAUCCGUUCGUACGCUGUCAGCCCAUGAUCGAGCCUCCAGUACAAAUGACCCCCAGCAACCCUUGCCAACCGUCUCCUUGCGGACCAAAUGCACAGUGCCGCGCAGUGGGUGAUUCGCCAUCUUGCACUUGCGUAGAGGGUAUGAUAGGCGCACCACCCAAUUGCCGCCCGGAAUGCAUCAGCAACUCCGAUUGCUCAAACAAUUUAGCAUGCAUACGACAAAAGUGUCAAGAUCCUUGUCCUGGCGCGUGUGGAGCCAACGCGGAAUGUAGGGUUGUCAGCCAUACUCCGAUGUGCAUUUGUGCCGUUGGAUAUACUGGCGAUCCUUUCACUCAGUGCGUUCCUUUCCAACAAGAUACGCCCAAGGACCAGACGACGCCUUGCCUCCCCAACCCAUGCGGAGCCAACGCUCAAUGUAGGGAACAAAACGGUGCUGGAGCAUGCACAUGUAUUGAGGAUCAUUUUGGAAACCCUUACGAAGGAUGCCGUCCAGAGUGUGUGCUCAAUUCGGACUGCCCGUCGAACAGGGCUUGCGUUAGGAACAAAUGUCAAGACCCUUGCCCAGGAACCUGUGGUCAGAAUGCUGACUGCCAGGUCGUCAAUCACCUGCCCUCUUGUACCUGUUUCCCCGGAUACGAAGGAGAUCCGUUCCGAUAUUGUAACAUUCAACAAAGAGAACCGGUACAAGAGUAUGUCAAUCCUUGCCAACCGAGUCCCUGUGGUCCCAACAGUCAAUGCCGAGAGGUUAACGGACAGGCCGUUUGCUCGUGUCUGCCCACUUAUGUUGGUUCUCCUCCGGGAUGUCGCCCAGAGUGUGUGGUGAGCUCGGAAUGCGCCCUGGAUAAGGCUUGUGUCAACCAGAAGUGCGUUGAUCCGUGCCCUGGAACGUGCGGAACCAAUGCUAGGUGCAACGUCAAUAACCACAGCCCCAUUUGCUCAUGUCAAUCAGGAUUCACUGGUGACCCGUUCACGAGAUGCUACCCCAUACCACCUCCGGUACAAGAUACUCCGAUCGUUGUAAGGAACCCGUGCGUUCCUUCUCCGUGCGGUCCAAACUCACAGUGCCGUGAUGUAAACGGCUCUCCUUCGUGUUCAUGUCUGAUCAACUACAUUGGAUCUCCGCCUAAUUGUCGCCCAGAGUGUACAAUUAACGCGGAAUGUCCAAGCAAUCAGGCGUGCAUGAACGAGAAGUGUCGGGACCCUUGUCCGGGAUCGUGUGGCAUCAAUGCAAGAUGCAAUGUGAUCAACCAUACUCCCAUUUGUACAUGCGAGGAGGGAUACACUGGAGAUCCUUUCACAAGCUGUCGACCCAUGCCACCACCACCGCCUGAGCCCGUCAAUGAUGAUCCGUGCAAUCCUUCGCCCUGCGGGGCUAAUGCGCAAUGCCAGAACGGUAUUUGCACAUGUUUGCCAGAGUACCAGGGCGAUCCGUACCGAGGCUGCAGGCCAGAGUGCGUCUUGAACUCGGACUGCGCUCGGGAUAGGGCCUGUAUUCGUAGCAAAUGUGUAGAUCCUUGUCCGGGCACGUGCGGUCAAGAUGCACUGUGCGAGGUGAUCAAUCACAUUCCAAUGUGCCGUUGUCCGGAUGGAAUGGCCGGAAAUGCAUUCGUGCAGUGUCGACCACAGCAAGCACCGGUUGUGACGAACCCAUGCAGUCCAUCGCCUUGCGGUCCUAAUAGCCAGUGUCGCGAAAUCAAUGGACAAGCCGUCUGCUCUUGUUUAUCCGGCUAUUUCGGAAGCCCACCCAUGUGCCGUCCGGAAUGCACUGGUAACUCCGAAUGUUUGCUUUCGCUUGCGUGUAUCAAUUUCAAGUGUGCGGAUCCAUGUCCUGGUAGCUGUGGAUUUGCUGCGCGCUGUACAACGGUCAACCACAACCCCAUAUGUACUUGUCCUCCAAAAAUGACCGGCGAUCCGUUCACAAGAUGUUAUGAAAUCGCUGAAAAAUCUCCACCUCUGAACAUACCCGCCGAUCCAUGCCAACCGUCUCCCUGCGGUCCCAACGCUCUUUGUGCGAAUAACAACGGUGUACCAUCGUGUAGCUGCCAGCCAGAAAUGGUUGGCUCUCCGCCAAAUUGUCGACCAGAGUGCACUAGCCACUCGGACUGUUCACGUGUCCAGGCAUGUUCCAAACAAAAAUGUGUUGAUCCGUGUCUGAACGCGUGUGGUUCCGAUGCCAGAUGUCACGUUUCAUUACAUGUAGCAAACUGUUUCUGUCCGGACGGAUACGAAGGGGACCCGUUCCGCGCAUGUACAUUAAAAAUUACCACGCCGCCGCCACAGACUGAACCGAGAGAUCCAUGCUAUCCAUCUCCGUGCGGUGUUAAUGCACGUUGCCGACCGGCAAAUGGCGAAACAGCGAUUUGUGAAUGCAUUGAAAACUACUUCGGAAACCCGUACGAAUCUUGUCGACCGGAGUGCGUUGCCAAUGGAGACUGUCAAAAGUCCUUGGCUUGCAUUAACAAUCGCUGCAAGGAUCCAUGCCCUGGCGUAUGUGGCAGGAAUGCAGAAUGUGCCGUAGUUAACCACACUCCCGUCUGCUCGUGUCCCGAUGGAAUGAAGGGCAACGCGUUUGAGCAAUGUUUGCGCGAGGAAGUCACUCCACCGCCAUCAGACCCAUGCUAUCCAUCGCCCUGUGGCCAGAACACGGUGUGCCGUGUAUUCAACGGUAAUGCUGUUUGCGAAUGCUUGCCCGAGUUCAAGGGAAGUCCGUUCGGCCGGGGCUGUUACCCCGAGUGCGUGAUUAACAGCGACUGUCCGAGGGAUAGAACGUGCGUCAACAAAAAAUGCGUCGAUCCCUGUCCAGGCGUGUGUGGUUACAGAGCCGAAUGCCACGCGAUCAACAACAGUCCGGUCUGUUCGUGCCCAAGGGACAUGAUCGGUGAUCCGUUCGUCGAGUGCAAGCUUGCACCGCCAAAGGAUCCGUGUAACCCGUCGCCCUGCCGUACCAACGGUAUUUGCCGCGUGGUUGCUGAUCGUGCAGAAUGCCAGUAUCCGGAAUGUAUCAUCAACUCCGACUGUUCCACCAAUCGAGCAUGCUACAAUCAACGGUGCCAGGAUCCUUGCGUCGGUGCAUGUGGUAUCAAUGCGCUGUGUAGUGUAAUCAAUCACUCGCCGGUAUGUUCGUGUCCGGCUCGCCAUGCUGGUUCGCCGUUCGUGCAGUGCGUACCGCAACGCGACGAGCCGCAGCAGCCACAGCCGGAAUGCACUAGCGACGGCCAGUGUACCAAUGACAAGGCGUGCAUCGGUGGACAGUGCCAGAAUCCUUGCACGGUCAGCACAGGACUUUGCACCCAGAACGCCGAGUGUCGCGUGCAGUUCCAUCGUGCGAUUUGCGCUUGCCGCGAAGGGUACACGGGCAAUGCGCAGCUAGCCUGCUACGAGAUCGGAUGCCGCAGCGAUAGCGACUGUCCAGCAACGGAGGCGUGCGUGAACAAGAACUGUAUCGAUCCGUGCCGUCACACACAGUGCGGCCGCAAUGCGUACUGCAAGUCGGACUACAAUCACAAUGCCCGCUGCCACUGCAUGGAUGGAUAUCGGGGCAAUCCUUUGGUCGGUUGCACCAGGCCAGAGUGCACCAGCAACGACGAGUGCCCGUACCACCAGUCAUGCCAGAAUGAGCAGUGCCGUGACCCGUGCAACUGUGCCCCGAACGCACAGUGCAGGGUGGACAACCAUCAGGCCAACUGCCGCUGCCCACCAGGAUACACGGGUGAUCCGCUGUUUUCGUGUGAAAAGAUUCCGGUUCGUGACCCUGCCCAAUGUACGAUGGACGCAGACUGUCCGAGUAAGCUGGCAUGCUUCGAGGGCGUGUGCAAGAACCCGUGCACGGAAACGAAACCCUGCGCAGAGCAUGCGGUUUGCACGGUGCAGGACACGCUGCCGCUCCGAACCAUGUACUGCGUCUGCGAGGAAGGUUACGCGGGCGAUGCGGAAAGACAGUGCUUGCCAGUAUCGAAAGAUGAGCCGGGAUGCUACAGUGACGCCGAGUGUGCGCCGACCGAAUCUUGCAGAGCACGAGUUUGCGUGGACGUAUGCAGCGACUACAAUCCUUGCGCAUCGAGCGCGGAAUGCUUGGCGCAAAGCCAUAAGGCCAUCUGCUCCUGCCCUGUCGGUACGGUGGGAGAUCCGUUCCAGAACUGCUACAAGCCGCCGGUUGUGUCGCCCGAAUGUGUCGUCGAUGCCGAUUGCUCAUCGAGCAUGGCAUGCGUCAACGAACGGUGCCAGGAUCCGUGCGCCGGCAGCAAUCCGUGCGGAGGCAACGCAGAGUGUCGUGCCGUCUAUCACCGACCGCACUGCACCUGUCCCAUCGGAUGGGGUGGAGAUCCAAAGACGCAAUGUUACAAGCCGGAAUGUAAGAUCGACGCGGAGUGUCCGUUCGAUAAGGCAUGUUUCAACGAGAAGUGCAUCAGUCCGUGCACGUACGGUGCUACUCAGUGCGGCCGUGGGGCUGACUGUGUAGCCCAAAGCCACCGGGCAGUGUGCAUUUGUCCGCUGGGCACGCAGGGCAAUCCGUUCGUAUCGUGCGUCACGGGAAUGUGUCAGUACAACGAGGAUUGUGCCGAGCACGAGGCGUGCGACCGUUUGAACCGCGUCUGCCGCCCGGUGUGCGACGACGAAACGUGCGCUCGUACCGCCACUUGUGUGGCCAGGAAUCAUCAAGCGAGCUGCGAGUGUGCCCCGGGAAUGCGGGGCAAUCCGUACGUCGAGUGCAUGCGCGAUGUGCCGGAGCCGGAGUGCCGCAUGGACAGUGAGUGCGGUUCGCAGCAGGCCUGCAUACGCAACAGAUGCGUAAACCCCUGCACGGAGCUAACGCCGUGCGCGAGCCAGCAGAAGUGCAGCGUAAUAGACACGCUGCCGCUGCGCACCAUCAUCUGCGCCUGUCAGACGGACAUGCUGAUGGAUCGGUCCGGAAGCUGCAAGCCGAUCGUCAUUGAGGAGUGUCGCUUGGAUAGCGAUUGUGCCGAUACGGACCGCUGCCUGCGCGGACAGUGCGUCGAGGCGUGCAAGGCCGAUCCGUGCGGCAUCAAUGCGCAGUGUGCUUCCGCGAACCAUCGGGCGCAGUGUACCUGCUCGCCGGGUUAUGUAGGAAAUGCGCACAUCGAGUGUCUACCGGAACCGCGCGUUACAUCGCCGAAAGAGUGUGCCGCGGAUGACGAUUGUUCGGACGAUCGGGCGUGUUUCAACGAUCGCUGCGUGAACCCGUGCGUAAGUGAUGCUUGCGGACGGGGCGCGCUGUGCCGCACCAGCAACCACAAGGCGGUGUGCAACUGUCCAAGUGGAUAUACGAUGGACGGCAAUGGUAACUGUAUACCACCGGCCGGCGAUCUACCACGCUGUCGUUCGAACUCGGACUGUACGCGAAGCGAAACGUGCGUUAACGAGAUAUGCGCCAAUCCGUGCAACUGCGGCCAGAAUGCGGACUGCUUCGUGAAGGACCACUACCCGGUGUGCAGCUGCCGUUCGGGAUAUUCGGGCAACGCGCAAACCGGUUGCUUCAAGCUGGAGUGCCAGGCGGACAGCGAUUGCACCAACGACAAGCAGUGCACGAACGGUGCGUGCGUCGAUCCCUGCCUGUAUCAGAAUCCUUGCGCACUGAACGCGGAAUGCUACGGCGAUCGUCAUCGAGCGGCCUGCCGCUGCCUGCCCGGACUGGAGGGUAAUCCCUUCGAGCGGUGUCGCCGAGUGGAAUGUCACUACGAUGGUGAGUGCGCGAAAACGCUCGCCUGCCAGCAGGAGCAGUGCGUGGAUCCGUGUGCCAAUUCACCGUGCGCCCAGAAUGCGCAAUGCUUCGUGAGCAACCACCAGGCGCAGUGCAAGUGCCCUGAGCAGAUGCCGGAGGGCAAUCCGUACUCGUUCUGCAGACCGCGUGCCGUGGAACGCGAGGAGUGCCGUGUGGAUGGCGACUGUCCGAGCCGCAUGGCGUGCAUCGGAAACCGUUGCCUCAACCCGUGCGACGAGCUGCGCCCAUGUGCCGCGUCCGCGCUGUGUACGGUGCAGGACUCGGUGCCAGUGCGCACGAUGGUGUGCGAAUGUCCACCACUGCACGUGCCAGACAGUGCUGGAGAAUGUAGGCGCAUUGUGCUGCAGACACCGGUAGGUGUGUGUACGACGGAUUCGGAGUGCUCCGAGCAGGAGGCUUGCAUCAACCGACAGUGUCGCGAUCCGUGCAGCUGCGGAUCGAAUGCGAUCUGCACGAUUAAGAACCAUCGGGCGGUGUGCUCGUGCGAGGACGGCUACGAGGGCAAUCCCAACGUGGCCUGCCGUGCGAUUGGAUGCCGUGUUGAUUCGGAGUGCGAAACCAGCAAGGCGUGCGUGAACGGCAACUGCGUCAACCCGUGUCUCGACCACAACCCGUGCGGUAUCGGGGCGGAAUGCUUCGGGCGGGCGAAUCGGGCCGAAUGUCGCUGUUUGAGCGGCUACCGGGGCAACCCACUGGUGCAGUGCAAUGUGGUCGAGUGCCGCAGCAACAACGACUGCCCGGACGACAAGCAGUGCCGCAACGCGCAGUGCGUCAAUCCGUGCAUCUACGAGAACUCGUGCUCGCCGCGGGCCGAAUGCCGCGCACAGAACCAUCUGGUCGUCUGCCGCUGUCCGGUUGGGCUGGUAGGCAAUCCGUACGUCGACUGCCGGCCGGAAGUGGUGCCUGAGUGCCAGUAUGACACCGACUGCCCGGGCCAUCUGGCCUGCAUCGACAACAAAUGCACGGAACCGUGCAGUGCGCUAACGCCCUGCAAUCAGCCGGCCCGCUGCGAGGUGGUACCAUCUUCACCGGUGCGCACAAUGCUGUGCACCUGUCCGGACGGCUACGUAAGCAGCGGUAGCGGUACUUGCAAGCCGGUUGUGAAGGCGGGCUGCAUCUCCGACUCGGACUGCUCGAGCGACACGGCCUGCAUCAACAGCAUCUGCCGCGACCCGUGCAACUGUGGCCCGAACGCGGAGUGUCGCGUGAAGGACCACAAACCGGUCUGCUCGUGCGCCCAGGGCUACGACGGUGAUCCGGAGACGCAGUGCAUCAAGAUCGAGUGCCGAUCCGAUAGCGACUGCUCGGGGCAGCACACGUGCUACAACCGACAGUGCGUACCGGCCUGCUCGAUGGAAAGCUGCGGCACGCAGGCGGAGUGUAUCGGCGUGAACCAUCGUGCCGUGUGUGAGUGUGUGCCGGGCUACGAGGGCAAUCCGAAGGUGGCAUGCAAACUGAUCGGCUGCCGCCGGGAUUCGGACUGCCCGCUGGACAAGGCGUGCAUCAACGGCCAGUGCGGUAAUCCGUGCGAGCUGCAGGCAGUGUGCGCCCAGAACGAGCAGUGCCAGGUGUACCAGCAUCGGCCGGAGUGUGCUUGCCCGCCACCGUUCGAAAACGACCCGCUGCAGGGUUGCGUGCUGCGCGACGAUCGCUGCAUGACGGACGGUGAGUGUCCAUCGCAGACGGCGUGCAUACAGGGCGAAUGCGUUAACCCGUGCAAUGUGACGGAACCGUGCGGCGUGAACUCGAACUGCAAGGUGCUGGACACGCUGCCGGUGCGCACGAUGAUAUGCGAAUGUCUGCCAGGAUACCAGGGCAAUGCGGCGAUACAGUGCGACAAGAUGGCGCUAUGUCCUACAGACCGUGGGUUCGUGCGUAACUCGAACGGGGAAUGUGUUUGCCCGCCAGGGUACGGACUCUCGCUGUACGACGACUGUCAGCCGUGUCGCGAAGAGGAUGGACUCAAGGUGGACGAGACGGGACGGUGCGUUUGUGCACUGGAGCGAGGGCUCAUCAUCGACGAGCGUGGUCGCUGUAUCUGUCCAAUCGAGUACGGCUACCGGUUGACCAGCCGGGGCGAAUGCAUUCGCAGUGAGAAGCCCGAAUGUGAACGGGACGAACACUGCGCCGAUUGGCGGUACUGUAAUCUUGAGUCCAAGACGUGCGAUGAUCCUUGCCAGCGGAAGAUCUGCGGUACCAAUGCGCUGUGCAAUGCCACGAACCAUCAAGCAGUGUGUCAGUGCAUUACGGGAUACACUGGCAAUCCAGAGGAACAUUGCAAUCAAACAACCAACUUCCGCACAGACUUCCCGCAGCCCGAGAUGGUAGUGACCUGCCAAGCUGACGGUGUGCAAGUCGUUAUCGAUCUGGCCGAAUCGAACUUCAACGGUGUGCUGUACGUGAAGGGCCACAGCAAGGACGAGGAGUGUCGGCGGGUCGUGAACUUGGCCGGCGACACCUCUUCGGCGCGCACACAGAUCUUCAAGGUACACUUCGGCAGCUGUGGGCUGAUCCAUGUCAAUGGCAUCGCGAGCUUCGUCUUGGUCAUCCAGAAGCACCCGAAGCUGGUGACGUACAAGGCACAGGCGUACCACAUCAAGUGUGUCUAUCAAACGGGCGAACAGAACGUUACGCUAGGCUUCAACGUGCAGAUGCUGACGACGGCCGGAACGAUCGCAAACACCGGGCCGCCGCCUACCUGUGCCAUGCGCAUAGUCGCGUUCAAUGGCGAGGAAAUCAAUUCGGCUGAAAUCGGCGACAACUUGCGACUGCAGGUGGAGGUACAGCCAGCAACUAUCUACGGUGGAUUUGCACGCAGUUGCGUAGCCAAGACGAUGGAGGAAAGUGUCGAAAACGAAUACAUCGUCACGGACGAGGACGGCUGUGCGACAGACCCCUCGAUCUUUGGCGAUUGGGAGUACAACGCGGAAACGAACAGCCUGCUGGCGAGCUUCAACGCGUUCAAGUUCCCUUCGAGCGAUAACAUCCGCUUCCAGUGUAACAUUCGGGUCUGCUUCGGCAAGUGCCAACCGGUCAACUGCCAUGGCGCGAAUGCGUACGGUAAGCGCCGUCGACGCCGUGAAGCGCUUGGCAUCGAUAUGAUGAGUACGAUCGAGGUGGUGUACAACCGUACCAAGCGGGCCGCUGACGAUACGGCACUUGCCACGGACGACUCGCUCGGCAUGGAAGGCACCCUGCGGGAGGAAAUUACGAUCCAGUCCAACGCGAUUCUUACGCUAGAGAAGCGCGAAGAACGAUCGUACGACUCGAACAACAUCACACCAGCGGCACAGCGUGUGGAGGACAUUUGUGUAUCGAUGAUUGGGUUGAUAUUGGCGCUGGUGAUUACUGCACUGUUGGCCUUGGUGGCCGUUGCAGUGGCCGUGUCCUGCUGGCUGAUGGCGUAUCGACGACGACCAACAAUCACUGGACCGCUGCCCCACCCGCCCGAAUUCCCCAAUCCACUCUUUGCGCACCAUGAGCCAUCGGAACCGUCGCAUCAUGAUUUCAUGGGAUAGAUCUAGCAAAUCGCGCAAAAAAAAAAACUAUCACGAAACAAAACACACAAACACAUAAACAAACAAAUCGAAAAUCGACUAACCGAAACGACAAACAAAACGAAACAAAAUGUAAAGAAUUAAUUUAAAGACAAAAAUACUAGUGCUGCACACAUCGACCACUAAUCUGAGAUUAGAUGUAGUUGUAGUAACUCAAAUUAAACGAUUCGAUAGCUGACGAAGAGCGUGGAAGAAAUUCGUGGCUCCUCGCACACCAGCUAAGGGUAGAUACAAGUUAGGAAGGAAUAUGUAAAUAGUAUUAAAUUAAAACCCAAAGGGGAGCGCAAAAGAAAGGGUAAUUGCUCAAAGAGCGCCAAGGAUGCUCUCUUGAAGAAAGGGGAAAACACGAACCCCAACACAAUUAUCGGAAAGCAUCUUUGCGAAUGUAGUAGAAACUCGAAACCAGUGUCCUUCGUAGAUACAUUUAGUUAGCAUAGUUGCAAAUUCUUACUAGCGUACUGUAAAGUAUGGAAUGCGCAAGAUCAGAGUUAGCAGCAGUCCCGCGUAUGAGAGCAUUACGGUAUGUUUUCAACAGCCAAAUCACCACAAACGAACGCUUGCAGCUAUGGUCGAUCGCAUUCCAGCGCAUCCAUACCAUCUCCUCCGUCGAUCGUUCCUAGUCCUUUAUUUAUUAAUGUUGAUAUGAUGGUUAAAAUAUCAAUGGGUGAGCGUGCUUUUCCCCGAAAUAAUCUGCCAGAUACGUUUAGGGAAGUGCUCAUCCUGUGCACUCCGCAGAUGGGCUGUCCACCAGGGUCACACCAUCAGCACCGCAACGUGUGUGUUUGGCAAGUGUGCCCGCGUACGAGUGUCGUGUCGUAUUGGCAGCAAUGGUUCCGUUUUAACUGUAAUUUAUUGAUAUUUUAAAGUAUGCUUUUCAUAUAUACUGAACGAAUGAACGACGAUCGGCGGAGGAUUUGACGACGGAAUGUUAGUGACAUAUGUAAUAAUAAUUUGUUUUCCUUUUUGUUCCAGUGUUUUGUUCAUCUGAAACACUUACUUGGUGUUGUAUAGUAGUUUGUUGGCCUGCGGGCGUAAUACAAAAAGAAACGAGCGUUAGUGCGUCUUGGAACAAAAUGCAAUGUACUGCUGCGAAAAGUGAUGCCAACUCUUUUUGAAACCUUUUUGAAGCUAUAACGACACUCACUACCCUUUACUGCCAUGGACGAUUUUGACCGUUGCUGCGAAAAGGUUUACUUCUGCCGUACCGCUCCGUACGUCUACCAUACGCUACCGGUCAAUGUGCAUCACCAUGUGAGGAGCAGCGACCAAACUGGUUGCAUAUUUUCCGGAAUAUGUGUAGCAAGGCCACCGGAUACGGCAAAAAGUAUGAAGUAUACUUCCUUUCACCAACUACAAAAUUUACUGCCAAGUUCAUUUGUAUCGAAAUUUCUGUUGCUUGCUAACCACUGGCUGCUCCGGAAGGCUCGGUAAAACUACCAAAACCAGUGUUCAAAUUUAUUAGGAACAAACAAACGUACAGCAAUCACAUUUUCGGAGCAGACGUUCACUAGCAAAGCUUUGUUUGCCCUAUGCUUUACAGUAACUUUCAGCCUAAAGUAGCUAAUGUAUAAAUGUAUUCAGGUUCUCUUAGAAGACUGCCACCAAAACUGAUCACAGCACUAACCGUACAAGUACGCUCCUUGUUUUGUACAGCAGGAUCGACACUCGCACGGCGUACUUUACGUUUCCAUUUAGUUAUUUAGUUGUUCGUUUUCUUUCGAUGCAGCCGUACUGAAAACAUUCUGAAAGGCACUCUUACGAAUAUGAAUAGUAAAAAAAACACGAAACGAAUCUACACUAAUAGGAAAAAGAAAAAAAAACGUGACAAUAAACAAUAAUACUAAUCAAA